This is a messenger RNA of Podarcis lilfordi (Lilford's wall lizard), 45004 nucleotides long. The record is from the annotation of a GenBank genome assembly. Lineage: Eukaryota; Metazoa; Chordata; Lepidosauria; Squamata; Lacertidae.
AAUGGCUUUAAAGGAGGAUUACGCAGAUUCAUGGAGGAGAGGGCUACUAAUGGCUACCACUAGCUGUGAUGGAUAGCUAUGCUGUGCCUCCAACAGCUGGAGGCCAUAAAUGUUUCCAAAACCGCAGGAGAGGGAAGGAGCUCUUAUGCUGGAAUCCUGGCUUCCCACAGACAUCUUGGUGGUCCCGCGUUGGAGGGACCUGAUCCAGCAAGGCUGCUCUUACACCCUUAGAUACCAGGGUUGGGCGUGCCCAAAUGUACCUGCCCUGCGCCCCCUAACUUAACCCGGGGUCAGCGUUGAAGGGCCAGCCAUGUUCGGCUGCCUUCUGCGCUGAACAAGAGUGGCGCCAUCUUGUCCUUCCACCCUCAGGCAGCGAGGCCUUUGCGGGCCAGAGCCGGCGUGCCAAAAACGGAACAUAACGAUCGAUAUAUUUAUUUUUAUUCGAAGUGGAAGCGAAUUCCCACACGGGGGUAGCCCUGCGCCGUGUGAGGGAACAGCCGCCGGCGCCGGCAGUCCUUCCUGGAAGAGCCCGAGGCCUAGGAAAGGAGCCAGGCCUCCUCGCCAUGGCCCGCCUCGGGAGACCCCCGCCGCGCCGCAGCCGCCCUCGCUUCGAACCCGGCCGACCGAGCCCGCGCUCUCCCCGCGGCUCAUGGCGGGCCUGCGCGAGGAGCUCCGCCGCCUGAGGGGGAGGCCGGAGCGUAGGCCUCGCGCGCCUCCUCCCCGUCCCCACCUCCGCGGCCGGCUGGCUGGCUGGUUGGCGGGGCGGGGAGACGUGGCGGCGGCGGAGGCGCCUCUCGCUCCGGCCGCCGAGCGACGUGUGCGAGCGUGAGGGGCUCCGCUGGGCCCCGCCUAGGCCGGGCGGGCGGGCAGGCCAGGCCCCGGCCGGGAGGGACGGCGCGGAAGGGAGGAGGGCAUGUCGGCAUGCGGAGGACCCGGACUUGACUCCGGCCUUCCCUCAGCGCCUCCCGAGGCUCCGCAACACCAGCAGCAGGAGGAGGAGAAGAAGGAGGAGGAAGAGAAGGAGAAGAAGCCGCAGCCCCCGUGGCUCGGCGCUUCCCGCAUGGCCCGGCGGCCCGAGGUCCUGUGCGGCGCCGCGGUGGUGCUGAGCUGCGCUCUCCUGGUCGCCCUCAAAGUCACCUGCAGGUAAGCCAAGGCGCACCUGAGGAGGGGGGGCUCAGGUUGGGCCUUUCUGCCCAUGCCCAGGUGUGGGGGGCACCUGGAAACGCGUGGGGGUGCAAAAUGCAAAGCCUCCCCUUGCACAAAGGAGCCCCAUCAACCCGUGCAGGAGUCCAAGCAGGUUUAAUCCGAAUCAGUUGCCCCAGCAAGCUAAUGAGGUGUGGGGGUGGAAGGGAGUGGCAGCUUCUCCCGAGCGGCUUCACCUGGGAAAGAGAGAGGUGGUAUAUUAUUAUUAUUAUUAUUAUUAUUAUUGAAGUACAGUAGGGUCGUGUGGGGAAGAGGAAGAAGAGGCUGUCUGUGGACCUGGUCUCUCUUCUCUCUCCCGCCCAUCCAAGCAGCAACUGCCAGAGCAUCCCUGGGCAUAAGCAGAGCGCUGGGUGUUGGGGCCAUUCAGAGCACCAUCAAUGCUGCAGCUUGGUGGGUAGGGCAUCUGUUUCGCAGGCAGAAGGUCCUGGGUCCUGGCCCAAGCAGGUCUGAAAUGCUGGAGAGCUGCUGCCAGUCCGUGUGGACAUUACUGAGCUAGAUGGGGCCAAUGGUCUGACUCUGUAUAAGGCACUUCCUGCAUAAUAUUCUAGGUAGAGCUUAAGGCAUAGCCCUUUUCCUGUUGUUUGUCAUUGUGGUCGUUGCCCCCCCCCAAAAAAAAAUCCCCUUGAGCGCCCCCCCCCCCCAGGAUAGAUUGCCUUCUUUAGGGAUCAUGGUUAACAGCUGCUGAUUGACCUGGCCACCAGGAUUGUAUUCUAAUCUUUUUUUUUAAAAAAAGACCCCUAAUGAAAUCUAAUUGCAUCUAAUUCAGUACCCCGUUUGCAACAACAGUCAGUCAGAUGCCUUUGGAAGGCCCCUCCCCCCAGAAAGCAUGGCAGUAAAGUGAUGGUCUUCCCUCACUGAUUGGUCCCAGGAUCUGACAUUGAGAGGUAUACUGCCUGAGUACAUGGGGCUCCAUUUAGCUGUCAUGGCUAGCAGCUGUUGAUAGGUUUGUCCUGCAUUCAUUUGUCACCUGUUUGGAAAAAAACCGCUGUCCUGUUGGUUCCAUCAAGCCAGUGCCUUUGACAUGGAUGAGCUACCGUGUAAUUUGUCUACAAAAAAGGGAUGUGGGUGGCGUUGUGGGUUAAACCACAGAGCCUAGGACUUGCCGAUCAGAAGGUCGGCGGUUCAAAUCCCCGCGACGGGGUGAGCUCCCGUUGCUCGGUCCCAGCUCCUGCCAACCUAGCAGUUCGAAAGCACCUCAAAGUACAAGUAGAUAAAUAGGUACCGCUCCGGCGGGAAGGUAAACGGUGUUUCCGUCUGCUGCUCUGGUUCGCUAGAAGCGGCUUAGUCAUGCUGGCCACAUGACCUGGAAGCUGUACGCCGGCUCCCUCGGCCAAUAAAGCGAGAUGAACGCCGCAACCCCAGAGUCGGCCACGACUGGACCUAAUGGUCAGGGGUCCCUUUACCUUUAAUUUGUCUACAAUGAAUUAGUUACUACUGCUACCUGCCUUUUUUUACUCUUCGUUGGGUCUUUCCUUCCCUCCUCCAACCGUUCUGUGACUCAUAGAUGCAUUUACAUUGCACAUUGUGCCAUCUUUUGACAUUCGGCCACAUGCUACAUGAAAUUUCUCCUAUUGCAUUUGAAGUGCCAUGGAACUUGCAGUGUGUGAUCUGUGGUAUCUGGUUCACGUAUUAAAAGCUAUUGCUUGGGGUUUGGAAGUUUGGUAAUGUUAUUCAAGGCUGUUUCAGUCCUUACGUUUUUAAGAUGUGCUUGCGAAUUGAUCUUCAUGUGCAUGUAAAAAUCUAACAUCUGAAUGUGGCAAAAGAAUGUUUACAAGCAAGUUCGUGGUGCAGAAACCUUGAACAGGAAGCCACAAGGAGUGUACAUAUAAGCGGCAAGUCCGGGUUUGUGUCCAUGAAACACUUGACGUGUCCCUAGUUUUGAUUUUGACUAGUGUACAAGGCAUCAGGCAAGAGGGUUUCAGGUAGCCAAGGCUGCACAAAAAUGUUGGCAGCUCUUGUUUCAGGUCCUGCAUCUUUUUCCGUAAUCAUGUUUGCAGCCAUGAGAACUGUACACAUGUACUUUGCGCAGAAAAGGGUUUCAGUAGGAUUAAAAAACCCCACAAUGCAUUUUGAAAGGUCUUAUUUGAUGCCAGUGAACAGCAAGAAAUGGGACUGGAUAAAAACGUGAUCCAUAGAAACAUAAUACAGUUCUCUAGAACAGAGGACUUAAAAGAGCAACAACAACAAUUAGGUGCUAUGAUUAUGCGUUUCUAAUUGUUGUAAUGCAGCAGGAGCCUCAGGGUUGAGAAACACAGCUGAACUUUUCUCUGAAAGCUAAUGGCAGCUGCUGUGAGGCCAUGCUGUGGGGUUGUGUAUGCAUCUCCCACUCAGCCCUUCACCCUCAGAAGAGCCUGUGAGUGAUUUGCAAGGGCAGCCUUUUCCCAUCAAACUGCAGUGUGCAGAAGAACUGGAAGGCAACCCCUUUCCCACAGCUUAUAACAUCAAAACUCAGUUAAAUUCAAAUUCCCACUGAGUAAAGUAGAACUACAGUAAACAUAAAGAGAAUGCUGCCGAAUCAGACCAAAGGCCUAUUUGGCCCAGUAUCCUGCUUUCCAAAGUGGCCAUUCCCAUAUGCUGGGCCUGAGGGCAAUCCAGUAUGAAGAAGUACUCUUCUUCUUUUUGUCUGACCCUCCUAAAUUUGUUUGUUUGCUUACAAACAUUUUAUGCCGCUUAAUAUAGUAAAAAUCUCUACGCAGUUUACGUAAACGCAAAAAAACAUAUCGGUAACAGUAUCCAAUAAGAUUUCCUAGAAACAAGAUAAAAGCAAAACUCAGCUAUAUCUCACAAAUAAAACUGAGCAGUGUACAAAAUGAACAAUAAUUUACAAAGAGUCCAGAAUGUAAGUUUUUAAAAGGCAUUUAAAGGUCCUUACGGUCUCCACGAAUCACCUGAGAGAGGGCAUUCCGAAGUCUGGGUGCUAUCACUGAGAGGCCUGCCUGAAUGGGAGGGACAGGGGAAAGAAAGUACUUUUUCAUGUGGCACAUAAUGGAAUUCACUGGCACAAGCUGAGGUGAUGGUGGUUUUAAGAGUGCUGUAAAGUCACAGAGGAUAGGGCUACGAAUGGCUGCUGUUCACAGUGGCUCCAUACAUCCUUCAGAAUCAUAGAGUUGGAAGAGGCCACAAGGGCCAUCGAGUCCAACCCCCUGCCAAGCAGGAAACACCAUCAGAGCACUCCUGACAUAUGGUUGUCAAGCCUCUGCUUAAAGACCUCCAAAGAAGGAGACUCCACCACACUCCUUGGCAGCAAAUUCCACUGUCGAACAGCUCUUACUGUCAGGAAGUUCUUCCUAAUGUUUAGGUGGAAUCUUCUUUCUUGUAGUUUGGAUCCAUUGCUCCGUGUCCGCCUCUCUGGAGCAGCAGAAAACAACCUUUCUCCCUCCUCUAUGUGACAUCCUUUUAUAUAUUUGAACAUGGCUAUCAUACCACCCCUUAACCUCCUCUUCUCCAGGCUAAACAUGCCCAGCUCCCUUAGCCGUUCCUCAUAAGGCAUCGUUUCCAGGCCUUUGACCAUUUUGGUUGCCCUCCUCUGGACACGUUCCAGUUUGUCAGUGUCCUUCUUGAACUGUGGUGCCCAGAACUGGACACAGUACUCCAGGUGAGGUCUGACCAGAGCAGAAUACAGUGGCACUAUUACUUCCCUUGAUCUAGAUGCUAUACUCCUAUUGAUGCAGCCCAUAAUUGCAUUGGCUUUUUAGCUGCCGCGUCACACUGUUGGCUCAUGUCAAGUUUGUGGUCAACCAAGACUCCUAGAUCCUUUUCACAUGUACUGCUCUCAAGCCAGGUGUCACCCAUCUUGUAUUUGUGCCUCUCAUUUUUUUUGCCCAAGUGCAAUACUUUACAUUUCUCCCUGUUAAAAUUCAUCUUGUUUGUUUUUGCCCAGUUCUCUAAUCUGUCAAGGUCAUUUUAAAGUGUGAUCCUGUCCUCUGGGGUGUUAGCCACCCCUCCCAGGGUGCAACCGCAGAAGAAGGCAACUGCUGAUCCAGAGUAACUGGUUUAUGCUCUGCAGUUCUGGAAGCAUGCCCCUAAGCUGCUUUUUAGCUUUUGCCAACUGACCAAGCGAGAGAGUGUGAAGUUCUGUUGAUCUUAACAUUCGCACGCCCAUGAUACCUGACAUAUGCUCAUGCAUCUCUCUUCCUCCCCCAAAUAGCCGCGCAAAAGAUGUGACAAUGCCAGCAAAGCUUCCAGUCAGCUUCUUCUCUUCAACAUCUCCAGUCUGUGAUCUUUUCCUUGGGCAGCUGGAUCGUGCAGAGGACAUCCGCCAAGAUUCGGAAAUCACCCUCUUUUUUUUCUACGCUCCGUGGUGCGGACAGUCUGUUGCAGUGAGGGAAGAGAUUGAGAAAGUGGCAAGCAGUUUGGCAGACCAGGUAAGGCAGAUUGGGCAGGAAGGGAUGCAGCUGUUGCUUUAAGUUACUUUUCUUGUUCAUCAGUGUUGUUUGGAGAGAGGCACCCUGAUGUCCUGCUAAUUUCAAACUGAGCAUGCGGUCCCUGAAAAUGGCAGGGCUGUGCAUGCUAGCAAUGGCUCCUCUACUCUGCAAAAACCCUGUCAAUUUGGAAUUGCCCUCGACAGAAAUUUAUAGCAAAGUGGUUGGGGGAGAAAAGAGACUGACACAACUAGGGCUCUAUUUGUGGUUUCAUUUAUUAAGAAGGAAUGGGCUGAAUUCCCAUAGGACUGUUUGCCAGCAUGAUUUAGAUGUGUUUAUUUAAUAUCAUUUAUAUGCUGCUUAAUUACUCCAUCUCUUAAGUGGUGCACAUGGAGCACAAUAUAACGACAAUAAAAAAAUCAGUUAAAGCUGUAAAAUCAGGAUUCAGUUAAAAUCUGUUGGGCUAGCAGGUAAAUGAAGAAGAUCAGUACAUGGAUCAGACCAAAGACAGGAGAUUGUUGACCUAGUUAAAGCGCUGAGUUGAAUUGUGAACGAGUAUGAUCCUUUUUUUGUAGUGAGUGCCCUAGUUAAUAGUGUUACAGUUUUUCAUUUUAUCGUUGUAAAAGACAUUAGAUACACCAGUGGAUUCGAUACCACAGCAGAUUAUGCUAUCAGUUUCUUUUAAUUAAAUUUUGAGAGGAGUACCAUUUUUAUUGUAUGAUUUGGAGAAAGCGCUUGGCUAAGCAAUCGAUAUUUGAUUUGACCUACAUAAUGAUCUGCAGGAUCUGCACUUUUUGUACCAAGCACCUGCACUUUUCCGUGUACUAAUUUAAGAACCUAUGAAGAGCUCUGCUUGAUCAGACAAAAAUUCAUUCUAGUCUAGCAUUCUGUUCUCACCGUGGCCAACUAGAUGCCCACAAGCAGAACCUAAGUGCAGCGGCACUCUCGUCACUUGUGAGUAACUGGGAUUCACAGACAAGUUGCCCCUGUCAGGGAUUUGGUUGAAUAUGCCAAAGGGAGUGGAGAGAUGACGGUCUCUUUUAUGACAAUAAAAAUGGAAGUAAAUAUCCCAAAUCCAUCCUUGGGUAGAUUUUGGGAAUUGUAGUUUGCUUUAAAUUCACAUGGCUAUCCACCCUUAAAUCACAUCUGCAGCUCCCCAGUACAGCUAUAACCCCUCCUAGUAAAGGUAUAGCCAGCAGCUAGGGAAAAACUUCGGCCACUUGUGAUCGGGCUGCGUUCUCCAUGGUUGCACUUGUCCUCCUUGCAGUGUAUCAACCAAGCCUCUGGCAUUGAAGUUUGCUGACUUCUGUGCUUGCCUCAAGAAGUGAUUUACGGGUUGUGCCAAACAUUUGUAUUUACUCUCUCCAUCCCCCCACCCCGGCCCUUUUGCAGGUGCUGUUUGUGGCUAUCAACUGCUGGUGGAACCAAGGGAAAUGCAGGAAACAGAAACAUUUCUUUUACUUUCCAGUUAUAUAUUUGUACCAUCGGAGGUAAGGCUUUUAAGUGCUCUUUGAAAGUCAGAACUUGUUAACUGUGGCAAGCCUUUAUCAGCUGAACAAGGCUAUCCACCCACCCAAACAGUGUGCCUUGUCGGAUAAAUUCCUCUGAGAACCAAUUUUCAAACUUACAUUGCUCAUAGGAUUCACUGGGGCGGGGCAGCAGGUUCUGCUCAGAGCAGAUCUCUGUCUCCUGCUAAGCGUAGUUAGCACCCCUGACCAAAUCCUGUCUGCUCCUUCUUCUUGCCUCAUGAAAAUCAGCUACUGAGAUUCAAGGAAUCUUGUUUUGCUUCAUGAGUUAAAGGACAUAACCUCCUGCACCUUGGUGUGAAUGUUCUUGUUUGUCAGGUUUGCCGGAGGUAUGGAACUGGGGUGUGUCCUUUUUCCAUCAAGUCAGGAAAGUUCCCUUCUGUAUAUGUGUUCUAAGUUAAGGUUAUACAGUCCUUUCCUUUGGUAAUUCAGUUUUAUGCGAAAUAGAAUGUGAUGUUCUGCUCUGAGGCAUAUAAUCAGGCAUCCAUGGUGAUGGAAUUGUGGUUUCUAAUUCAUAAUCUGAAGCCUUUCCAAUAUCUAAGCACUAAUUUAAAAAGACAGUGUGCCAUUAGGCCUUAUGAGUACAGUGGGAAACUUGGGAAAUGAUACGGAGAUUGUUUCUGUUGAUCAGAAGACAGACUAUUGGAAGGGGAGAGCAGCAGGAAAUAGGAUCUCUGCACAGAUCCGAGUUCCUUAUCACCAUCAGUUCCCUAUCCCUCUGCUCUUUGGCAUUUAUUGCCUCCAAGCAUCCAGUUUGGUUAGCUAAGCUUAGAGGAGCAGUGAGCUAGAACUGCAACUGAACGGUUCUGUUUGCAAAAUGGAAGCUUUGAGAGGUUAUCGAGAGAGCAAUUGCAUGCUCAGAGAUCCACGGUCUUUCUAAACGUUUUGCAAUUGCCAUUGCCUGCGUUGUCAUGGAGGCUAAGGCUAUCGCUGUCUACCAGCCAGAAUGGCUGUAUUCUACCUCCACGGCUGGAGGAAGACUGCCUCUGAAUACCAGUUGCUGUGGAACACAAGGUCGGAGUUCCUGCUUUGAGGCUUCCCAAGGGCAACUGUCUGGCCACUGUGAGAACAGGAUGCGGGACUAGAUGGACCAUUGGCCAGGUUUCCAGAUCUGGUGAACUUGCUGCUCGGUGAGGCAGCUUGCAUUGCAUUUAGGUUCAAAUGGUUGCCUGAUUAGCUAUAGUGGAAGCUGGCACAAGGACAGUGAAGGCUUCUGGAUCUGAUGAGACAAUCAGAAGGCUGGUGACGGCUGUUUUGUCCAUGCUGCUUACAAUUUGCUGUUUCUCCUUCUCGCUCUCCAAAGUGCCACAAUACACAGUAGAGCUGGGGGUGCCUCACUAUAACUAUUUGCUCCAUAUGCAUUGUCAGUCAAAAACUGUAGCAGAAUGCCCCAGAGCAGCGGGUUAGAACUCCUUGCAUUUAUCUUUAUGUCUGCAUGUGCUGAGUCACUUUGCACAAACGUUGAAUAAAACCGCCAUUUGAGAUUAGGAUGACAAAGCCACAGGGUGAGCGGAAUGUGUUUUGUUCCAGUUUAAAGAGUCUUUUGAGUUGCCUUAUCUGGUUUUGCCCAGCGUGUACAUAUUCUUGGCUGGUAACGGCCGUCUCUUUUGCCAUAAUCAAAGACCUAGUAUGAUACUAUUGUGCAUUAUGGUUCAUGUUCAGCUCCUUCCGCCUUCCCUCUCCACCUUCUAGAAUCAGGGUGUGGGGAGUAGCGGUGCCACUUUUGAGAGGUAGGCAGGAAUGUAGACCUAACUCUGGAUUCAGCCAGAUCUAGAGGCCCCCGUACUCCUGUUCAGGCAAGGCAGAGAGAACUUCUGUCCAUGCCACAGUGUUGACGACCCACAUUUCAGGCAGUAAUUGCUGCAUUUCACAUUUAUUGUUAAAACUUCUACCUCAGACCUUUCAGCUCUUAAAUCGACCUUUGCCAGCCUGGUGCCCUUGGACUACAACUCCCAUCAGCUCCAGCUGUGCUGGCUGGGGCAAACAGUAGGCCAAAACAUCUGGAAGGCACCUGGUUGGCAAAGGCUUGUCUUAAAUGCUCACUCUUAGCCUUGACCAGCCCUAGGUCUUUCUCUAUUAGCUUAGGAAUUGCAAUUUUAACUUUUCAAACUUUUAACAGUAUUUGGUUUCUUUUCUUUUCGAUGCCAGCUUUGGGCCCAUCGAAUACAAAGGCCCGAUGAAUGCUGUUUACAUUGAAAAAUUUGUCCGCCGAGUGAUGACUCCCCUGCUUUACAUCUCAUCCCGAUCAAAACUUCAGCAGUUUCUCUCCAAUUAUGAGGUAACUUGCCUCUGCUCUUUGAUCUAGCCAUUGAUGACUCCUGGAAGGUUUGUGUUUCUUUCAAGGAUGAUCUUGCUUCUGGUUACUUUCUGAGGUUACUGGAAGCCAGUAUUCUCUGCCACCGUAUUUUUGACAUGCUGGUUCAAGUGCUUCCUGUUUGACCUGAUCCCUGGGUAAAAUUCUGAAUAUGAUUGGCAGUGACUGCAGCAGUGUUGAGAAGUCUCAUCUGCAGUAUGUGUGUGUCUGCUUGUGCUAGCAUGUUGUCAGAGAGGACCCAUAACUUUAGAUCCUUUCAUUCCAAAGAUAUCAAAUGAAUUUCAUCAACUGAUUAAAUUGGGGGGGGCAAUCAUUUUGAAGGGGGAAAACAUUAUUUUCCUUGAUGUUAGGUGGCUACAUGUAUGCCUCUUUUGCAGCAUCUUCCCAUCUUAAAAUAAGCCUUCCCUUCUCCAAAGUGAGAGCAAAGGGGGAAUGAUAUGGUGCCUCAUACCUUCAGCUUUCAUAGACAAUUUCAAAAUAGGUUUAAAAUAUAGUUACCCAGUUAACCAGGAUGCAUUUGGGGGGGGGGGCGUCAAAUCUGCCCUCAAGUCAAUUAAUCUAAGCGGAGCGGGGGACCUUUGGUCCUCCAGAUGUUGUUGGACUACAGCUGCUGUCAUUGCUGAUCGGGGCUAUGUUGCAGUUUGACAACACCUGGAAGCCCAUGGCCACCCCUGAUCUUACUACCUGGUCAAUUCAUAGCUACAGCUCUGAUGCUGAUGCUUCUUCAUCUUGUCAGGUGUGGGGAGGGGUGUCGAACCUGCAGUGAGUGUUGUCAAAAGGUUCUGCUUUCCUUUCUGAUAGCCCCAGGGAAGCCUUUCCCUAUGGGAGCACAGCCUUGUCUAAAAGCAUUUUUGGCCCAUUAGAAUUGAGGCCUGAUGGGUCAGCUCCUUGGCUCUUGGCUUCCUGCACGCUGCCUUUUCAGGGAUCAGGGUGUGAACAGCCGUGCAGGCUCAGGCCUUUCUAUAAGCAUAGGGAGGGAUAGAUCCACAGUGUCCCAGAGGACAGAAUGGGAAGCAGGACUAGAGAUGGGGCUGCUGCAUCAGAGGAAGAGCAGGGAACUACAGGCAGCUCAAGGAGUCCCUUGUUAGAGCAAACCUUCGCUCUGCUUCACAGGGCCUCAGUAGGUGCAGUAGUGUUUACUUAUCUCUGUCCCUGUCUGUGAUUCCAGCUUUGCCUCUUCCCCCAAAGCCUUUCCAGCGUCUGAAAAGCACAGAACUCUGUGCUGCUUCAUUUGGGCAUACCAGCUGAAGUUGCACACAAGCUACUAGUCCAUAGACCUUUUUUAAUGUCAGUUUUCAAAAAUGAGCUGAUUUAAGAUUGAUGCACCACCUACACAGAUGGCCCAAUAUAUCUGCACAGAGUUCCACAUCACUUUGAAAUCCAAGUCACUGUUUUCAAGUUUGCCCGUGAUGAUGUCGUUGGACAUAAAGUUUAGAGCCACAAGGGGGAACCAGCAGGAAAUAUUUGAAGGCCUCUAUGUUGAUCUUGGAUCACAGCGAGUAUUAAAGCCUUUCCCAGCAGCAAAUAAUUGUGAACUAGUAAAGCUCAUUCCUGUUGUCUUUUCAUUCCCAUUUUAUCCCUCUGAUCCUAGUCUCUAACUCGGGUUAAAAAUAUGUAAACAUCCUAUACAUGUUUAAACAGACAAAACUCUCAUGCACAAAAUCUGGUGCCACCUUUUUGGAAAGUGGCUUCAGCAUGGAAUUUCCUGUCGGUUGUGGUUGUGUCACCUGGUGGUUUCUUAUCACCUGAGCAGGAUUUGUGUUGCUUUGAGUACCUGUACUUUGUCCUGGAGCAUGUGAUAAUAUUAUUUGUUUGCCUUUGGAGCAAAUUCUUCUCAACACUGUGCAUAUGCAACCAGCCUGCUUGGCUUGCAGUAGGAAGGGGGACUACAGGCUUUCGGUGCUGAGCGUGUGUUUUCAUGAGCCGCAGAACUGCUCUGUUCUUAGAAACAUUUGUGGCUUCACUUUCUGGGAUGAGGUUUCUUUCCUUGCCUGUUCUGAGUGCUUUGAAUCUCAACAUACAUGGUGGCACUGUUCUUUAUCCUUUCGCAGAUAGAACGUCUGCAUUCUUUUUGAAAUACCAUUCUUAGGCUGCGUUCAAAUACAAUGCUAAGCCAUAAGCCACAUGUAGUGAGCAAGUCUUCUUCCAAGAACCUCCUGCUUUCCUCCUCCUCUCUUCCAGUAGGGAGUCAAGCCACAGAGUGGCUGGCUGAGCAUUGUGUCCAAACCAGCAAACACACCACAGCUGGGAAGCCAAGAAAAAAAACCUUGGCUUCAGAUUGUGGCUGUCUGGAGAGAAACAGACAACAAGUGCCAGUUCCGUCACUCUAAGCCAGCUGAUCCAUAGUUGUUUCUCUGCUGGAGGAAGAGAGGAACAAAACAGGAGCAGUCAAGUUGUGUGUUGUGGCAUGCAUCUCACCCACAGAUUGAACUCUGGUUUAAGGCAGCCGGACACAGCUUCAGUUUGUAAGCCACCCUGCAAAGUGUUUUGCUUGGAAGGUGGAGUUACAAAUCUAUUCAGGGAAUGUGAUUUAUGAACAUGGGAAAGUAUCAUAUACCAAGUCACACUACUGAUCAGUCUAGCUCAGUGUAGUCUACAGUGACUGGCAGUGACUGUCCAUCAUCUCAGUUAGGUCCAUUGACCAGUUCUACCUGGAAAUUCCAGGACUUGAAACUGGAAGCUGUGGUAUGCAGUGUUCAUGCUUUCCUUCUGACCUAUGGCCUUUCUCCUUGGAAGUGGUGCAAUAAUAAUAAUAAUUUAUUAUUCGUACCCCGCCCAUCUGGUUGAGUUUCCCCAGCCACUCUGGGCAGCUCCAAACAGAAUAUUAAAAACACAAUAAAACAUCAAACAUUAAAAAUUUCCAUAAACAGGGCUGCCUUCAGAUGUCUUCUAAAAGUCAGCUAGUUGCUUAUUUCCUUGACAUCUGAUAGGAGGGUGUUCCACAGGGUGGGUGCCACUACCAAGAAGGCCCUCUUCUUGGUUCCCUGUAACCUCACUUCUCGCAGUGAUUGAAUCUCCAGAAGGCCCUUGGAGCUGGACCUCAGUGUCUGGGUUGAACGAUGGGGGUGAAGACGCUCCUUCAGGUAUACUGGACCGAGGCCGUUUAGGGCUUUAAAGGUCAGCACCAACACUUUGAAUUGUGCUCGGAAACGUACUGGGAGCUAAACCCAGUGAAAGCUCAAAGGUGUGAUACCAUUGAGUGAAAUCAAGUGGAAUUUAGAUAUUAUCUUAGAGGUGGGAUCCAGCUGGGAUGAAGUUCUGUCUGUGUGUGCCAAUGUUUGUGUUGGUUAGAAACCAGUCAGGAUUUCCCCACCACAACGUUUUGAAUGGACUUGGAGUUUGCAGCUACUCUGGUCAGAACAACCCUCUGUGUCUCCAUCUAGGAAUAUGUACUCAAUGGGAAAUAUUAACAAUCCUUCCAAACUACAGGAUUGCAUUGACAAUGGAGGAGCAAUGCCCAAGGAUUAAAUAUUUACAUAAUUAAACCAAAGCCCAUUGUGUUGUUUUCCCCUGUAAUGGUAAAUAAGUGCAGCAACUCUCAUGUGUUCUCUUGUGUUUUUGUUUCGUUUUUGCAGCCAGGAGUUUUGGGAUAUUUUGAGUUCAACGCUUCGCCCCAACCACCUGGUUAUCUGACAUUCUUCACUUCAGCUCUGCAUUCAUUAAAUAAAGGUAAAUUCGUUACCCGUAUAAACCACUGUUUAAUGUUACAUUUGAUUGAAUUUCACCAUGCCUAAUUUGUGGGUGGGAAUGAUGGGAUGCCGUUGGUUUUCUUUCCAUUGUCUGCAGAAUGCAUUUGACUUUAUAUUUAGCGCUGUUUUCAAAACAAUCACCAUCAUCACAUUUAUUAAUCCCAUACCCAAUGUUAUCAGGCCGACUUUGACAGGCUGCACAGUCCUGGCCAUGAUAAAACUUCCUGAGCAGGAGCAUGUUGAAAAUAUAUUUUGGCUUCUUGCACACAAUGGACUAAAUAUAUCACAAGACAUCUUGGUGGGGGCUCUCAGCCAGAAACGCUGACAAAAUUUCCUGUCACAUUUUGUUCUCUGUCGAAAGCCAGCAAGCUUCAGUUGCAAAACAUGGAAGUUAAAAAGAACGGUUGCCCACGUCAUUUAGGCACCUGAGGUGGAAAAUCUAAAUGGCGCCCCCUCCCGCUAAUUAACAUGGGGCAGAGUCCCCUGAGGGAAGUUCUCUUGCGAAAGCCCCUUUGAAAUGGUGCAGUUGUUGCAUGGCUCCUGUUCAUUUCAGUCUGGGUAGUGGGGACGUUUUAAGGCCAGGGGAUACUGCCGCUUGGAUGAUGCAUGACCUGUAAUAACACCAGCAACUUUACCACAUGAAGCAGUAACCUUCAUGGUGGAGAUGCUUCUUCUAAAAUGCGCUGUAAAAGCAAAACAUGGCACUGGGGUGAGAGGAGAGAGGGAAGAUUUGGGCUGGGUUUGUUCAUUGUCGUCUGUGCUACAUGUUGGAUUACUACACUCUCCGUGCGCAUCAGCAGUUUCUCAAAAACGAGCCACGCAACGCACCCUGCUGUGAAUAUAAGAACAUCAGUAGAUUCCUGCGGGAUCAGAUCACGGACUUAUCUAGUCAAGCAUCCUGUUUCCCACGGUUGUUAACCCGAUGCCCCUGGGAAGCCCACAAGCAUGGCCUGAGCGCUACAGCCCUCUCCUGCUCUUAUUUAUUUUUAUUUUAUUUAUUGAAUUUAUAUACCGCCCUGCAUCAAAAGAUCUCGGGGCGGUUCUUAAGGUGAAAAUACAGGAUAGAGUGUUUGAGGUUUAUAGCACUGGACACACGGACACAAGCUGCAAAUCUUCAUCUCAAGGCUUCUCUUUCUGCAACGGGGAGAGUUUAGCAACUGAUGUGGAGGAGUUGAACUGCUGUUCCAAAGGAGACGUCUUUUUGUUGUUUCCAUGACAACAGAAACAGCCACCUUGCAUCCUCCUGAGAAGAGGGCAGGACUGCAAAAAAAUAAUAAUAAUAAAUCGGCUGGUGGCUUAUUUUGGGGGCAUAGCGUUCUUUAUAUACUCCCAAUUAGCUCAGUCAGACCUUGGCAGGAAUUUUUUGGUGCAGGGUAAAAGUGUACGUUGUGGUGAAACUACAAGGAUGGGGGAGAACUAAAAUCGGUAUUGACCGUCGUUUGCCAAGCCUUCUGCAUUAGAUGAAACACUCUAGUAAUGGAAGAACUAUCUCACUAAUAAAGUACGUAUUGAUCGCGCUGCCUGGAGUAGAUUUGCCAGCUGACCAUAUUACUACUAAUUCCACCCAGCUCUUGGCCUUUUAUUCUCAACUCUCCACUUACAAACACCGUAUUUUUCAGUGUAUAAGACAAUGUUUUUUGCUAAAAAAAUUAGGCAAAAAUUGGGGGUUCUCUUAUACAUGGAUAGUGAAUGCAGAGUGGGGACAGGAGAUUGGUGGCAGCAGUGAACAGGAGAUUGGCUGCAGUGAUUGGGUGGGUGAUUGGUGGCUGCGGCAAGGCCUUCUGGUGAUUGGCUGUGGCUGCGGCAAUUAGGUGGGUGGUUGGCGGCUGUGGCGAGGCAUGUGGGCAAUCAGCUGUGGUGUGGGUGGGUGGGCUGUUGGCAGCGAGUGGGCAGACAAUUGGCAACUGCGGCAAGGUGUGUGAUCGGCACUGGCUGUGACGAGUGAUGGGCGGGUGAGCGAUUGGUGGUGGUGACCCCCCCCAAAGCUAAACAACUUAAUUUCUUAAUUUUGGGUUAAAAAAAAAUAGGGGAUGUCUUAUACAUUGCGGGGGGUCUUAUACAUGGGAAAAUACUGUAACUGCCUUAUAAGUCAAAGAAUUGUAGGGCAGGAAAGUUCAUGAAAACCAUGGGAUCUGGUGACUUUCGGCUAUUUUACUCACGCAUGUUACCUGUUUGCUGCUGUGUGCAUCAAAAUGAUCCAUCGAGGAACAGGGAUUGGGCUAAAGUUAUCUGCUGAGUUGUGGAAAACCCAGGUCCACUGCCCUGUAAUGUGUGAAAUGGCCUUUCGGUUUACACCAUUCCUCAAAAUUCUGCUCCUUGCAGCCAUGUCAUUUGGCUUUGAACGAUGUAGCUGCAGUAUUUCUAAGCAUACGUAGUAGAAAGCCGGUCCUGUGGAAUUCAGUGCCUGCCCAGAUGGAGACCCAGCCCGCCCCAGUCUAUACCACUUUGGGGACGUUUUCAGGAGACAGCCACACAUCAGUAUGACUGCAUUACUGGUAGUCUAGUCCUAAAUGCUCUUCACUUGGAAGCAAGCCCUCCUGAAUUCAUUGCUUGCUCUGUGCAUUCACAUCGACUGCGAAAGUCCACUCAUCUUGCAUAUGCAAAGAAAGCAGUUUGCACGUUGCUUUUAUGCCUCGCCCUCUUUCCUGACAAAGACCAGUUGUGGGCAGGGCAUGCCCUCUAUGUCCAGGCACCACAAAGCAUUAAAGAUCCCACCGUCUUGGUGCUCUUAAAACCUAAAGUUCUGCAGUGAUACUGCAGGAGUCUUACGAAAGGAAGCACUUUCCCAACCUCAUCCAGAUUCUGAAAGGGCCACUUGCUUUUUAAAUGACAAUCUGGGGCAUCCAAACCUUUUGUCCUGGCACUCUGCCCUCCUACUCAGUGCUGAAAUGUAUGUUCUAAGUGCAGAGCAGAGGUCGCGCUUGCAACAUGCCAUUUCCGUCGUUUUGUAUCCUGUCAACAAGUUGCUUUAUCUGCGUUUGCUGUUUAUCUUGGACCAAGUUCGGCUUGGUUUCUUUUGCCAUUUCUUUGGCCAACAAACUAAAACCCAAUGAACUCCUUUCUGCAGUCUUAUUACUCCUAUUAUUUCUGUCCCAAGGAGGGUGAAAUCAGCCUGGAUACUAUACAUUUCCUUCCCCUCCCCCCUUACGUAUUCUCCUUAUUUAUUUUUGUGGCAAAGAGUUGGGAGAGGAGGGCCCACUCUCUUAAGUCAGUGCUGCACAGAGAUUAUGUGCCAGUUUAAAAAAAAUGUACACUUGAUUAAUUAAACCCUUGAUGACUUGCAAAGAAAAGGGGAGAACUGGCUUCGCUGAAAAGCACAGUGUAUUCGAGAGGAUGCAAAGGCACUGCCCAUCUUGGUGGGGGUCCAUCCAUAUUUUUAAAAAAUAUUUUAUUAAAGUUUUCUUGGUUUACAAAGGUAUGCGCAAUGUCUCUUUUUUCAAGUUACAUUUUCCAUGGGUCAGUUUCAUUUGUUGAGACAUUAGGGUUACAUUAGGAAGAAAAAUGGGGAGAAGAGGUGGAAGGGGCCAUGGUGGGUGGGGGUGGGUCAGGAGGCGAUAUUUCUAUUUUGCUUAAUGUAUGUGUGGGUUUUUGUGCUAGCGUCGUUUGUGCAGGUUCUUUUUGCUGUUUGCUUGUGUUCCUUUGGUGGUGAGAGAAAUUGUGGUUGGCCUAGGAUGCGGUUGCUUGUUUGUGAUUGGCUGUGUUGAACUUUGUUUUCGUGUGUGAGUGGGGUGGGUGUUUUUGAAUCAGGUUGGGUCCAUCCACUUUUACUUUUAUCUCCGCAAACACAGGGUCAAGACAUUUGCUCUUGAAAAGGAGAGUGUGAAAGAAGGAUGCAUCAGAUACUGUGCCAAAAGCCAUACCCCACCAACUCGUCCCUGGCGGCCAUAGCCUUGGGUUUGACUCCUGCCUUGACCUGUGUGCUAAGAGAUGGAGCCCAUGCCUGCAGCUCUCCAAAGCAGCUGUGCCAAAUUGCCUUGAAAGAGAGAAGAGUCAUUAAUAUAGGGUUGCAGUGCACUUAAAAUAAACUCUAAAUUACAUAUUUUGGACAAGUGAGGAACUGAAUUCCUUUAAUCUAAGGAACUGGCCUCGAAUAACUCUGCAUUUCCUAGGGCUGCAUCCUGACUCAACAUGCAACAGAGUUAGUGGAACACUUGCUUCCUGGGUAAUCAGAUUCUCCAGAUAAUAGCCAUGAUGACUGUGUUCCACUAUCUGAGGCAGUAAUGCCUCUGAAUAUCAGUUGCUGGGAAUCACAGGUGGGGAGAGGGCUCCUGUGCUCAGGUCCUGCUUUCAGGCUUACCACAGGCAUCCGGUUGACCACUGUAAGAACAGGAUACUAGACUAGAUGGGCUCUUCUUAGAUUCUUACAUUGUUUAGGGGGUUUUCAACUCUGCAGGGUGAAGUAGUGAAUAUUCAGAACCCAAUGAAUGGAUAACGUUCUCCAUGCCUUUCCUUCGGCUGGAAGUAGCGCGUCUCCAGGGGCGGUAGUGGCUAGUAUCUGUAGCAUCAAGACGGACCCUUGCUCUGAUCAAGCAAGGCUCUUUUGACUUUGAAAGCAUCAAAGGAGCCUUUGCUCAGGCGCAAAGACCCAGGCUAGAUUUCAAAACAUUUACAGCCAGCCAAGCCAGAGGCAGCCCACAAGAUUGCCAGGCUGGCUUGGUGGCAGGCUGGAACCUGGGCAGAUAAGACAACCUGUGGGGCCUUCUCUCAGUGGCUGGCCACAAGGGGCAGCAGAAUGCCAUUCGAGAGAGACCUGGUUGCCCUUGAGAGAUGGAUUGCUGCCUCGCUGCCAAUAUCCUCUUUGGGGGAAACGUCCCAGGUCAGUUGGCCACGCUUGUUCCUUGGUAGCAGAGCAGAUCCAUGGGCAGCUGUCUCUGCUCAGAUUCCUCAGGUGUAGACUUUCCCCAAAGGGAUGUCACUAUCACCCUUGAGUGUGUGUGAGAUUGUGCAUCCUUCCUUCCGCACCGCCCCCCCCAGGUAAUCUUCUGGAAAGCAAAUAACUUCUUCGAUUCCUCCUUUGUUGCCAAAACUCUCUCUGAUUGCUUCAUUAAUUAUAGAGUCCCACACUGGUUAGGGAGAGUGAAAUGUGAGCCUGCCAGCUUUGUAAUGUGUGCUUGUAGCAGGUUAAAGCCUCUUGCUCUUGGCAGGUUAAGCAACCGUAAACAUAUACAGAAGCAGGGCUGGCUGCAGCAGGGCUUCUGAAUUUCAAACAAGACAGGAUUCCUGGGGGUUUCCCAGUUGUCUGCUUGCACAUAGUUUGCUUCCUAUAGUCCUCAUCUCACCCUCCCCCCCCACUGUAGGAAUGGUUUUCAAAGGAGAGUAAGGAGGACAUGAGACAGUUCCAAGCCAGUUCCCAUAAUUAUGAUUUCAAAACCACCCUGCUGCUUUCUUUUGUUUGUUUUUUUAAAUGCAAGUUAUGAUUCUCAGAAUGUAGGGUCCAUUUCCAUGCUGGAAAGUGAGUCUCUCUGUGCAUAGGUUAGUGUGGACCAAAUAUAGCUCUGAAUUUGUUUCCCAUACACUGUGCAUUAGUAUAGAGACAACUGAAACCACAAGUCAUUCCCUCCAGCUGCUUCCUCCUUGUAGUUUCCUGCCCUGUAGCAGGCUUCUGGAGCACCCCCUCAGUUUCAUGUGCAUCAGUGAAGCUAUUAUCCCCAGUACCAGGUGUUCCCCUGUCAUCUGUACUAUUGUCUCCCUCCCCCUCAGGAUUUAGUUUAAAGCUCUCCUAAUCAACUUCGCAGGACUCUUAGCAAAUCCAUGCUUGCCAACUUCUUAUUAAGUGCAACCCAUCUCUUGCCAGAAGUCCUUCCUCUAGGAAGUGGAGACCAAGGUUGGUAUUGCCUACUGACCCACCUUGCAAUUUGUGGUUCCUUACUCACCUUAGCCCAGCCCUGACAGCCCAACCAAAAGGAAGGAUCCAUGACACUUGUGGGGCACAGCCCCAUUUCUGCUUAAAUGUUUGGUUGCAGGCCUAUAAAGAAUGUGAAUGGAUAGAGUCUUGCCCUCUCUGGGACUGAGUGCAACAGAUAAUUAGACACAUUUCAUGCUGAGUUUGCAGCUCUAUGUGCAUUUUUAUGAAUGUAGAAAAAUCCUCAAGAUCACCUGGAGCAGCACUCUUUGAAAGAUGCUCACUGGUGGCAGAAAAUGUGAUUGUAAUGCAUGAUCUGACUUGUAGCCAUUUGGAAUUUCUAAAGGCUGCUGGCGUUCUUGUGUUUUUUAAAAAGCAGAGAUGUAUUUGUGCUCUCCUCCAUCCCCCGAGCUCCAAAGUGACCUGAUUUUUUUUGCACGUUGAGGAAUAUGAGAGGAUUUCUUGCGGGGGUGGGUGGGACUGCUUCAAAGGAGAGGCGGUUCCUGUGGGGCAGGCCUCCCAUUUAUUGUCUGGCUCGAUGUGGAAUUGCUGCAAUGUUUCAUCAGCCACAUGGUGAAAAACAUUAAAAGGCUUGCAUUUCCCCCCCUCCCCUGAGCCAAGAUGCAUCUAAUUGCUUAGAAAGCUUCUAUCAUUUAAAGUCCAGCAGCCUCCUUUUAAAAGGAGCUGCCCACCAAAAUUACCCACCAAGAAAACCCUGGAGAUUACAGAUCAGGGAUCCUUUUCCAACCUGGGCAAUCUUCCGAGGGCCACAUGCCAGGGAAAGGCGGGGCCAGAGGCAAAAGUGGGUGGAGCAAUUGAUGUAAAUCUUCCCUUUGUACAGCAGGCUUGUUUCUAUACACUCUUAUCUUCCAUUCGGACCAGAAGGGGUUCAAGGGAACUUUCCAGGCAGGCAAAGAUAUUUGGUGAGAGAGGAGAGGAAGAGCGUUGAGGAAUGAAUGUGAUGCUAUUAAGCAGGGGUCAGCAAACUUUUUCAGCAGGGGGCCGGUCCACUGUCCCUCACACCUUGUGGGGGGCCGGACUAUAUUUUGGAGAGAGAAAAAAUGAACGCAUUCCUAUCCCCCACAAAUAACCCAGAGCUGCAUUUUAAAUAAAAGGACACAUUCUACUCAUGUCAAAACACGCUGAUUCCCGGACCGUCCAUGGGCCAGAUUUAGAAGGGGAUUGGGCCAGAUCCAGCCCCCAGGCCUUAGUUUGUCUACCCAUGCUCUUAAGCAUCAUUUUGUUUGAGGGCAAUUGCUCACGCAUCAACUUCUAAAUGAUGGGCCAGGGCAGAACUGUGGGUGGCAGGGACCAAUUUGGUGGCACGUGGAAAGGGACUGGGUUGCGCUUGCUUUUCUUUACUGCCUCUGGAACAGCAGAGCUGGUGGGCUGCUUGCCAUAUUGGCACCUUUUAAUUUCGCCCACAAUAUUUCCACUCAUUGAAACUCAUUGAGCACAUGACUCAUUUGAAACAAGAUCACCACCACAAAGGACACAGCCGUGCACUUUGUCUUAUAUCGCCUGCGUCAGUCCCUCCUGUUAACACCUUAUUUUUAUUAAUUCUGAGUGAGGAGGGCUUUACUCUGCAAUGCUGCCACAGACCCCUUUCUCCUCCUUCAGGUCCUGGAUGUGAAGAACGAAGGAGGAAAACUCCAGCUCUGGGAGGGUUUUUUCCCCCUCCUUAAGGCCUAAAGAAUCCAAAAGUGCUGCUCCAACUCCUCUCUUGUUUUCUCAUAUGGAGGAUCUUUUAUUUCAUUAUUUUGUGUGUAUUGCAGAGUGUUUUUCAGCCGAAAUCCUGUUGUAUAAUCACCCUUUUUCUUAAAACCCAAGUUGAGGUAGAAUUUUAACCCUGAAGCAUUAUGCCCACAGGUGGAAAGUGCGGAUUAAUGAGAGGAUAUUGCUUGUAUUUCCUGUGUAAAACGACAGGAAAGCUGAGCUCUGUGUGUGUGUGUGUGUGUGUGUGUGUGUGUACGCUUGUUUUUCAGAGCCUUUUCUUCCAGCAGCAUGCCUUGGCUUAGCUUCUGGAGAAAGGAGGCUGUGUAGUUAUGUCAGCUGGGCCUCUUUCCUUUCUUUCCUCAAGGCUUGUAACAUGUGCUUUCAGAUUACCUUGGAACGAUCCACUUCGGAGUGAUCACAGAUAAGCUGAUAGCGAAGGAAGUCCCACUGACCAGCUCAGGCAGCGUCUACUUGCACAGACACGUGAACGCUUCUCUUGUGAGUAGUGCAUUUUCACGUUUGCACACCUGCGUCGCCUGCACCAGGGCUGGGAAGCCCAUUUUAGCCCACGUUUACUAGUGUGCAACCUUCUGGGGGCCACAUUUCGAUGGUGGGUGGGGCCAGUUGCAAAAGUGGGUGGAGCAGUGGAUGUAACUCUUACCUUUGUACACUAGGCUCCAUUGCAGCCAAGCAAAAGUUAGAAGAAUCUAUGUCUAAAAUGCAGCAGCUGGAUUUCUGGCCGGGGCUCCCUUCAGCUCUCAUAUAACCCCUGUUUUAAAACAGCUGCACCAGUUGCCAGUUCGUUUCGGGGCCCAAUUUAAAGUGCUCACAUUAGUGUUUAAAGCCCUAAAUAACUCAGCCCCCAAAUUCCUGAACGACCGCCUCCCUCCCUACAUACCCUCUCAGGGGCAAAGAUGGCAGAGGGGUCCCUCUUGGUUGUUCCACGGCCUUCAGACGCUUGGGGGGGGGGGGUUGGAGGCUUGGGAGAGGGCCUUCUCUGUGUCGGCCCCCAAGUUGUGGAACUCCCUUCCCACAGAGGUGCGCCUGGCUCCUUCCUUAGACAGCUCUUGGCAAAUGCUGAGGACCCAGUCCUUUACUCUGGCUUUUGACAUCUGAGAUGUAUAUUUUUCAGACCCACCUUAUUUCUGUAAAAAAAAAAAAAUGUCAAAUCUUUUUUUAUUGAGUUUUACAGCGCAAAUUUAAAUUCAAACAUUAAACAUCACCAUCAUCAUUUAGAAUUCCCUGAAUCCUUUGACUCCCCUCUGCCCUUCCAUGGUUACCAUUACCAAUCUUUUUUCAAUUGCUUCAUUUUUCCUCUCUCUGUUUUUAAUAAUAAUCCGUUUUUACCAUAGUUUUUAGUACAUUACAAGCAUUAUUCAAAUUCUGCCAAAGUUUUUAGUUGUUUACAUUGUUCUCUUAAAUACAUUGUAAAAUUUUUCCCAUGACUUCUUAAAGUUCCUCUGUUCCUGGUUUCUGUUUUUCCCGGUCAAUUUCACCAGGUUUCAGCAUAGUUUAUUUCUGUAAUUUUAACAUGUUUAUUUUACUUCUUGUAACCUGCUUAAGACCUUAGGGUGAAAGGCAGGUUGUUGUUGUUGUUGUUACUGUUAACGAUGGUGACGAUGCGUGCAUACACAUCUCUCCAUCCUACAUCCAGGCAAGUAGGAGACAUUAUCACCAUUCAAGAAUCCAUUCCAACCAAGCCAAGCCACUCAAGGAGGUUGCAGAGCAGGGCCAUCUUAUAAAGCAGAGGUGCGGCAGUCAGGCACACAGGCAGUUGCCUUGGCAGACCGAUGCUCCAGGGCACAGAACAAUGGGUAAUCCAAAAACCUAGUGUGUGGAGGGGGAGGAGAGGUAGAGUCUAAUAAAGGAAAUUAGCUUUCUUAUGUAACAGUGGCCAAGGUCAGCAUUUGUUUCGUGUUUGGAGCUACUGAGACAGUUUUCUCCUUUUAUGCCAAAUAAUUUAAUGAACCAUCUGGAAGAUGGUACAGCAUUGUAUGCGUGUGUGUGUAGUUUUCUCCCGCCCCCCUCCCCCGCCUUUAAUUUCAGGUAAGCAAAAUCCCAUGUUGCUGAAAUGUUUAUGUGUCAUGAGCAAACUCCUUGAGUGCAUUUUGCUCCCCAGCCUUUCGUCCUCUCUCCUUUAUCUCCAGGCUUGCUCAAGCUGGGCUGGGUGGGAAGGAAGAUCCACGCUAACAUAAACUUUAUAAAACAGAGGGAUGCUUGCUGACUCCAAGGAUGUGGGCUCUUAAAUCCAACUUCUCAGAAGGUAGCCCAUCCAAGUUCAUCCAAGGCACCUUUUUUAGUGAAGCAACACUGAAGCAUCACAUGCAGUUUUAGGAAACGAAAUUUACCGUGUCUUCGGGAUCACAUUAACAACAUGCAGAGGCAUUUCAGUGUCAUGCGAAAAUGGUCCCUUCAUAUAGAUAUAUAGAUUCAUACACAGACGGCGGAAUAUCCAAAUGCACAGCCCCUGUCAUUCCCCCCCCCCCAAAAAAAAACAUUAAAACAUUUCUAUACAUUUAUUAAAUCAAUAGAAUAAAACACGAGCAAUGGUAAAAGGAGCAGAUAAAAGAAUCGUGUAACAGAUUGACAUUUGCUGAAACUAAAAUCUGCUAAAAUCCCUGGAUGGGUAAACAUGUUUUUGCCGAGCAGCUAAAAGAUUGCAGUGUUGGCACAAGAUUUACCCUCCCUUCCAAUCUUAGGGGACAUGGGUGGCACUGUGGGUUAAACCACAGAGCCUAGGACUUGCCAAUCAGAAGGUUGGCAGUUCGAAUCCCCACAAUGGGGUGAGCUCCUGUUUCUCAGUCCCUGCUCCUGCCAACCUGGCAGUUUGAAAGCACGUCAAAGUGCAAGUAGAGAAAUACCUUCUCCGGUGGGAAGGUAAAGGGUGUUUCCGUGCGCUGCUCUGGUUCGCCAGAAGCGGCUUAGUCAUGCUGGCCACAUGACCCGGAAUCUGUACGCCGGCUUCCUCAGCCAAUGAAGCAAGAUGAGUGCCGCAACCCCAGAGUCAGCCACGACUGGACCUAAUGGUCAGGGGUCCCUUUACCUUUACCUUAUCAAUCUUAGGAAUGAAUUUUUGGUCAGACUUGAGCAAAACCAAAAAUUUAUCUCUGAGUGGAGGGAACAGUUCUGCCCGCUCUUACCACUCUGCAGCUGUGCAUCAGACAUCAGCAGCUUUACUUCAACAGCUUUACUUCCUACCAAUUCCUUGAGCUAUACGAGGAAUGAGGAACCUCAGGCCCAGGGGCUGAAUGCAGCCCUCCCUGUACGGCCCUUGGUCACACCUCUCACCGAACCUUCUUUGCACUCUCCCUGAGGAUUUCUGCCCAGCUAGAGUGUGCUUUUGAAUCCUGGUAAUGCUCCUUGCUUGCCAAGAUAGAGAGCAGUGUGUGAGUGAACCAAUAUUUAUUGUCCUAACCGCUUUUGCUCCCGGCCCCACACACCACUGACAUGUUGCCCUCAGAAGAUUGCCUAGCAGGGUAUGUGGCCAGUAGGGGGAAGAACGUUCUCCCAAGGGCUGCUUCCUACGUGAUGACUUGGCUCAGCUUGUUUUGCGUCCGUUGCCGGAGCUUUCCCAGUGUCUCUUCAGCCAAAGACCAAACAGUUAAGCAGCAAAGAAUGUGGGAACGGGCACCGUCCAUAACUGCCUCGUUUUCCCACCAUAUUGUGCGAUGGGUCCCUGUCAGUCUGCCAAUCCUAAAGGGAUGACCCAAGUUUUAACUUGCCCUAAUUGAUAACAAACGCUGAGAGUGCUCUUCUCCCUCUUUCCAGCUCUAUCCACACGAAGCGAUGAACUACACAGCGGAAAAUGUUUGGAAGUGGGCCUUGGAGAAUCGCGAGACCUUCAUCCGCUGGCUGAGACCCCAUGGGGGGAAAAGUCUUUUGCUGAACAACGAGCUGAAGAAGGGACCGGCACUCUUCCUGUUUCUUCCUUUCGACCCCUUAGCGGAAAGUCAUCCCCUUGUAGAUGAGGUGAGCGUAAGGAGGACCCUGCUGGAUCAGUGUCCAGCCAGAUAGCUAUGGAAGACUUAAAAGCAGGACCUGGGGGUCAGAGCACCCAGCAUUCAGAGAACAUAGCUAUCGUGGCUAGUAGCCAUUCAGAGGUUUUUCUGUGAAUUUGCUUAUUCUAUUUUAAAUUGAUGACCAUCACUACCUCUUGUGGGAGCAAAUUCCAUCAUUUACUGUAUUUUUCGCUCUAUAAGAUGCACCAGACCACAAGACUGGUGGAGGAAAACAAGAAAAAAAAUAUUCUGAAUCUCAGAAGCCAGAACAGCAAGAGGGAUUGCUGCGCAGCGAAAGCAGCAAUCCCUCUUGCUGUUCUGGCUUCUGGGAUAGCUGCGCAGCCUGCAUUCGCUCCAUAAGAUGCACACACAUUUCCCCUUACUUUUUAGGAGGGGAAAAGUGAGUCUUAUAGAGUGAAAAAUACGGUAAUUGUGUGAAGCAGUGCUUUCUUUUUUGUCAGUCCACAAAGCUUUGAAGAUCUGGCAUGCCAGCUUGGAACUGCCCCCCCCCCCCAUAAGGUUAUGAUAGAUAGAAUGGAGUGGGGAGGGAGCCUGCAUUUAAGAUGCACCUCCUGUUUAAAAGGGUGAAGCGAUGGGAGUGAUGCUUAGCUGUGUAUAGUGCCAAGGUGCUACUGUGCAUCAGAAGAGGCAAGACUGGGCUCGAGAAAUGCCUCACCUGACUCAGCACAAGGCAGCUCUGAAUGUUCAUGUGCAAUGAAAGAGUCACUGGGGUAUCAUUUGCUCCUAUGUAGGCAGGCUUUCUCAGGCAGAAAAUGGGACUCGGUGCGAGCUUCAGGCCCCUAGUUCCAGGGAGUUCAGAUGGUGCUCUGAACCAGUCCUUGCUCUGAUAGGUGAUCUCUCUUUCUAAAUGUAGCUGGAAGAAAAGUUGUGUCUUUCUCAGUGGGGCCAACCUGCAAAGGAAGGCAUUGGUGUGUGUUUGCGGGGAGGGUAUCCCUAUGAAACAGGUGUAGGAGAUUCUGGGCAAAGCUUUAUCUGGAGGCAAGAGACUGUUCUCAUUUAGCAGGAGGAAACCAAGGCAGAUACACUUAGGGUAUUGGUGAACUUCAACACAGACACAAGUUUUUCUUUGCUUUGCUGUGGUCGAAGGUAAGCCACUGCUUAUCACCUUCAGAGGAGUCAAGCGAUUUUGGCCACAAGCAUUUAAUAACGUUGGCUGUCCCCAAAGCAAAUUCCUUCGCGUUGCCCUCUUGCAGGGCAAAGGAAGAGCAAUAAGCAUGUUGUUUUGGGAGGCAGGGAUGGAAAGGUUAACGGAUUUGCAAAUAACUCACAGCAGGUCAUCCUCGGAAUCGGAACAAGGUCUCCUGCAUUCCUUGCUUCCAUUUCCACCCUCUGCUCGCUCCUGUGCUGCCUUAAGCGUUGCUGACGCUGAAGCUGGUUUAAUUGGCUUUCUGAACUAAGGAAGAGAGGACUGAAGCUGUCAGGGCAGGUUAGAGAUAAUGGCCUGCCUAUCUUCUGGAGGUCCUUAUGCAGCCUCUGCAUAAGCAGGGCAAAGAGAGGGCGGUUGUGUGUUCUUCUCUCUGUGUGUGCUUUUUAAUCGAGGCACCUUGAGCUCCUUGGAGGAAAGGUGAGGUGUAAGCAGAAUAGUUAUUAGCCAGCCUGCCCUCAGACACCUCCGGAAAUCAAUUCUGGCACAUCAACAGCCUGGAACGAACAAGCAAAGGAACAGACUGCCUUCCUGGGUUGCUUGGAGGCAGACGUAGCUCCCUCCAGGUGAGAAGCGAUUGACAAGCCAAGCAGAAAAUGUGCAUCUUUGCCUGUCUGCCUCAGAUGCACAGCAAGCUUACAUAAUUUCUUAGGACGUUUCGCCCUGUUUCCCCAGGAUGGUGACCCUCCAGACAGUUGUUAGCCUACAUUUCCCAUCAUCCCUUAGCUUGGGCCACGCUGACUGAUGGGACCAGGAGUCCCUCAGCUUCUGGAGGGCCACAAGCUCCUCUUCCCUGCCACGUGCUAGUGUGGGGAGUAACGUAUGCAUCUGCAAACUAAAAAAAACCACUUUAAAAAACAAAACCUGCCCCAGCCUCAUCCUGUUCUUGAAAAUCCCAAGUGCUUCUCCUGGCCAGAGAUGACUCCAGCUGCCUUGCACGGCUUCCUUUCGCUUUCAGGGGGCCUCUUAUGUAAUUUGUUUACAGUAAGGGUUGCUUUGUGAUUUUCCUUCCCGCUUGGGGAGAGCUUUGCUUCCCGGGCGGCCGCAUGGCAAGAAACUCUCCGUUCCAGCAUCUCUGCCAGCGCAGCUCAGAAGGUCCUGCACAUCCCUCUCCCGUCUUGGAAUUGUUGCUCUGCCAUCCCUCCUUGUUUCACAGCACCGGCUUCAUCUGGGCCAAACUAAAUGCUGUAAGAGACGCCACCCAAUAUCUUCCUUUUGCUUUCUCGUUCUCAAAUCGAGCGGCAUGUGGCAACAUGCUGCUUGCGCAUCACCCAGCCCUUGGCCCGUGGCACAGCAGCAGCACCUCUUGCAUGGGAUUGAGAGUGAGCAAAGAGACGGGCAUCACAUCGUCAUUCGUUGGGGCUUGCAUUUUGCCAGCAGCCCUCCUCCCAGGUAGCACCCGCUCAGAAUGGAAAGGGUGGUCUGAUAUUCAGGUAUACAGGGCAGACACCCCAUUGGGUAUGCCUGAAGGUGCUAUUUGGGUCUUUGCCUGUAUUUUUUAUUUUUAACAACAAACCUUUAAAUACGAGUAGGAUCGAACAGCUUUGGAACUGACAAGCUCAGAGAAAUAGACAGAAAUUACUAUGCAUUGUAACCUAAAGGGUAGAGAGAUUUUUGUGGUCUCUGUGUGACAGUUCUUCAGCUCAGCCCUGGAAUUCAGUAUUCCCUUCUUUCUUUAAAAAAACACACACAAACACUUGAAUGGGGAGGGGGCUAAUUAUUUAAGUAGCUCAAACUACUUUUGGAGCGGGCAAGACUGGAACUUUGCCUGUACAGUGGUACCUUGGGUUACAUACGCUUCAGGUUACAGACUCUGCUAACCCAGAAACAGUACCUCGGGUUAAGAACUUUGCUUCAGGAUGAGAACAGAAAUCAGGCAGCAGCGGCGCGGCAGCAGCAGGAGGCCCCAUUAGCUAAAGUGGUGCUUCAGGUUAAGAACAGUUUCAUGUUAAGAACAGACCUCUGGAACAAAUUAAGUACGUAGCCAGAGGUACCACUGUAAUAUACACAUUAGCUCACUUGCCUGGGUCACCUGAUGCUAAUUUACUUUUCCCAAAGUGUGUCCUGCCUUCUGCUUCUGGGUUGAGGUGUUGCUCAAAAUUUGAAGCAGAGCAGCCUUUGAGCGAACAACCGUACAUUGUUGCAGAGAUUGUUCAAAGUCAUAGAAUCAUAGAAUCAUAGAGUUGGAAGAGACCACAAGGGCCAUCGGUAGUUUUCAAAUACUGAGAUUCCUUGGAAGCUUCCCAAGGAUUUGUAAAUAUUGAUAUUGAAGGCACAACCACGGGGAGAAUAAUGGGGUGUUUUCUAGGUUGCGAUGUUUGUAACAUAGAACCGUGGGGAAGUUUGAGUGUAUUCUAGAAUAUGGCAACACAGAGUUUUUUCCAGGGACAAACUGAGAGGGAAAGGGUGAUAACUUUGCCAAUUUGGUUUCCUCCCUGCUCCUGAUAUUAUAACGGUGGCCUGGUAAGACGAGGAGAAAUGUCCAUCCGGCUUUCUUUUCUCCUCCUAGAUCUCGGAAUUGGCUUUGGAAUACAAGAGCUGCAACAGAAGCCAUGCAGGGGAAGCGGUUGCCGGGCAUUUGCAAGGAGGAGCAUCCUCAGCGUCUGGCAUCCGCCUCCCUCUGGCCGAAGCCAUCUCCAUAUCCAAGUCACCUUGCUGCAACACAGUGGUGCUGCCUCCCCAGUGGCACUCGAUCACCCGGACCCACAACGUCUGCGAGCUGUGCAUCAACCAGACCGUCGGGGUCCGGCCCAGCCGCCUGGGAGGCCUGCACUGCAACUUCUUGGAGAUAGAAGCAGCCUUGGACUCGUUCUACCUCAAGGAGAGGACCUUUUUCCAAGUGAUGUCCAAGACGGAUUCCUUGUGCAGCAACUUCCUCAGCUUUUACAGCCCUUUCAGCUACUACACCGCGUGCUGUAGGACAGUGAGCGGGACCCCGCUGGGCUUCUCCGGCUCCGAGGAAUUGGCUCUUGCUUCCCAUGGGAAGAGAUGGAAAGACGAUCCCCAAAGCUCUAUUCCUCACAUUGAGGACAGGAGUGGUCUUAUCCCGGAAAAUGCCCUCUGCGACACUUACGUGACCGGCCUGAGUUGUAGGACUAACAAGACCUUGAACCUAUACCUGCUGGAUUCAAAUCUCUUCUGGUUGUACGCCGAGAGGCUGGGAGCAUCAAGGUCUACUCCGGUGAAGGAGUUUGCUGCCAUUGUGGACCUCAAGGAAGAGACACACUAUAUCCUGGAUCAGGACCAGGCCCUGCUGAAAUCUAAUCUAGGUACAGUACGACCACUUCAUUAGUUCAGAGUUUGGGUGGAGAUGUCACUGUUACCAAAAGCACGACCCAAGUUUGCAGGGAAAUUAGACUACUGAUUUAAAAUGGUUUCUUUUUGGCCUCUCCUACUUCGUUUUUAACACCACUGCUCAUCAAGAUUUGAUUCCAGGAUGCUUAUAACGGUUUUUAAAAGGCAUCAGAUAUAUAAAACCAUGAGUAAAAGAUGAAAUCAGCGAUUCUUAGAAGUAUGUUAAAAGUACCAUAAAAGACCUCUAUUUUUUUGUUUUUUGGUCUAGCACAGAAAAGCAAGUACCGUAUAUUUCCGUGUAUAAGUUAAGGUUUUUUUCUUUUAAAAUUAUGUUAAAAAUUGGGGGUCGUCUUAUACACGGAUAGGGCAGAGGGUGGACGCGAUUGGUUGCAGCCACGAGCAGGAGAUUGUCAGCAGCUCUUGGGUGUUUGAUUGGUGGCCGGGGCAAUGGCUGUUGUUGAUUGGCUGCCCUUAAGGCAAUUGGGCGUGCGGUUGGCGGCUUUUCUCCAACUGUCGGCACCCCCCCCCAAAAAAAAAAAAAAAAAAAAAGAAGCUCAACAAGUCUGGGCAAUCCUCCCCAAAAAAUCUUAACUCUACAACUCUUGACUAUCUCCCCACAUUUUCUUAAUUUGGAGUCCCCCCAAACAGGGGGCGUCUUAUACAUGGAAAUAUAUGGUAACAUUGGCACCUGACAUCUAGUCCAACCCCCUGCAAUGCAGGAAUCUCGACACAUGGAGGUCCUCCCUUCCUGCUGGAGGAUAUUCUUUUCUUGCUCUUCAAACUUUUCUUUGGCCAGCAUCACUGCCGAGGCUGUUCUGAUUUCUCAGAACAGCCAGGCAUAUGAAGCAGACCCUGUGAAGGCUGCCUUAAUAGCCAGAGAGGCAUACAGUUAUAGAAUCAUAGAUUUGAAAGGGAUCAUGAGGAUCCAGCAACAUCUGGAGGCCAGCAGGUUGUCCACCCUACUCUGAAUCUCACUUCCUGAUGGGUGGACAUACAAGGGAGGGCCUUCCUGGUGGUGGUGCUGAGGCUCUGGAACUCAUUCCUUCAGGAGGGUCCACUUAGUUCUUUCCUCAUUGGUGCAAUACAUCAGUUACUGUCUUUUGUGCUUUUAUUUUGGCUCAGUGAUGGCAAAACUUGGCCCUCCAGCUGUUUUGGGAUUACAAUUCCUACCAUCCCUGACCACUGGUCCUGUUAGCUAGGGAUGAUGGGAGUUGUAGUCCCAAAACAGCUGGAGGGCCAAGUUUGGCCAUCACUGUUUUGGCAGCUCUUAACAUUGCAUGAAAUAUUGCCUUUCAGAAAAUCUGUUUCGUUGCACCACUUCCUUUUAUUGUACUAGAUGCCUCAUAGGGGUGGGGUGUGGAGUUCCCAACCCUGGACAGGAAGGCGGGAUAGAAAUCUGUCCCUAAAUUACAGCUUACGUCGCCAACGGCAUGCUUGACUUUUAGGAGCCCCUGCUCUUACCGUGUGCCGUGCAAUACAUCCGUGGGCAUGCUCAGACACGAUGAGAGAUUUCCCUAUCAAAUGCAGUUCUAUGCUCACUUUAGAGACUCGCACACACUUAAUGCUCCCACCCCCUUGAAACUGCUUGAUAAUAGUAGAAGACACACUAUUGGGGGUUUUUUUGGAGGCAGCAGCGAAAUUUUGACAAAAAGAAGCCGAACCCUGCGUGUUGAGUAAGAUAGUUCAGCAGAAUUCUAGCUUGAUUUGAACAAUCCAUGCAAAUGGAUUCAGGGAGGUGCUGUGCAGCGCUCAGUACCUUUCUAACCUCUUUAGGUUUUUCUAUGCGUUGGACAUGUUUUGCUUGACAACCUAAGGACUAGAUACUUAGAUUUGUUGUUAUUGUUAAACUGAGAUUCUGAGGGUACUCACCCUAAUGCCAUAUUCCAUGCAUGUGGAAACCCAAAAUAUAACACCACCCUAACAACAGUUGAGGGGGAUAUUUCUGUUUUUUGCUGCAACCUCCUGAAACAGCCCACAGACAUAAUCCUGCCAAGAUGCUUCUCAGACCUAAAACUUGCUUCCAUGUUACGUUGUCAAGCCUAGAAGCUCAAAAUAAUCUCCUUAACGUAGACGCUUUUCUUUUAUUUUUUAGAAAUAUUCAUUCAAAACUACAGCGUUUUGUACAGUCCUUUAAAAAGACACCUUGUUGGCGACACGAGGCCCAGCCGCAUUCGAUCUCAACAUGUCAUUAGAGAAAUUUUCACCGAUACUUUCCAUGAGGUCACGUUGAGGAGCGAAAAGGUAAGGCUCUCUAGGCUCCAGCGGUCGGUUGCCUCUGCCUGCCUCCGUGGCUGAUUCUUGGUUUUGCAUCUGAAUGGCAUAGCCACGUCCUGUGGAAUAACAGCCACACCUUGACGAUGUCCUAAAAUGCAAUUGGAAAACGAUUCCCAUCUCAUCUGACCUGGCAUGGUGAAAAGAAAGGCUUACUUAGCACAGCUUAGCUGCCCCAGACCCCCGCUCUAGGUCCACAACAGAGGUAGCCCGAGAGCCCUAAAAGGUUAAUUUUGAAUUUCCCCUCUAUCCAACUUAACAACUUUUGUUGUGAGUUGGAGUGGGGAGUUCCCUUCUGCGUUUGUGUCCGCAAGUGGAAAACCAGAAAGGGGCCCUUGUAAACAUAACUCAAUGGCGUUAACAAAAAUGUGGGGAGGUGGGGUGCCACGGUGAAAGAAAACGACAACAUCUAAUCUUCCCUUCAUCAAACUCAGGACAUUUUGCUGGUCUACUAUGCUCCUUGGUGCGGCUUCUGCAUGUCUCUCAAUCACAUCUUCAUUCAGCUCGCCCGGAUCCUGCCUGCUGAUAACUUCCUUGUGGCGAGGUGAGUUUUUCUCCCUUCUUUCCAUUACAUUAAGUUACUCUUGGGACUGUUGCCCUCCAGAUGUUUAAGGCUGCAAUUCCCAUCAGCUCUAGCCUGGGGGUAAUGGGAGCUUGAGUCCAAAACAUCUGGAGGGCACCAGCUUGGGAAAGGCUGGCAUGUGCUCUUAAUCAAAGUGUAAGCCAGACUUUCCAUGUCUUGAUCAGCUGCCCAAAUUAGGGGAUUGUGUUUUAUUCUGUGAGUCUUUAGUGGGUAUGUGGAGCCAGGCAGAGCCACAAAGCCCCAUUUCCAGGUUUGGGGAAGUCCUCCAUCAGCCCCAUCUGCUUUUGGGGGUCUACCAAGCCACUGCCUGUACAAAAAAAUGGAACUGCAGAAUGAAACACAUCCAUGAGAAGAAAGAGAAUUCUACAGCUGUCCUCUAGCUUUUUAUCUGGAAGCCCAACAUAACACACAAGACCCCAGUUAGCUGAGUAAUAUCCCUAGUUUUUGAUAAAGGGAAGAACUGAACAAUUUUUACUGGGCACAUGCAAGUGGGGGCAAGAGGCUUAAGCUCAAAUGCUGAUGCUGAACUAGAGGAAACUGCCCCACAAAUAACAAUAGUUUAAUGAGAAAAGCUGGUGCUUGGAUUGAUUCACACAUAAUACUAAGUCAUGAUGUGCUUAGACAGAUGUGGUCUGUUUGAACAUGCAAAUGCAGCCCACCAGACUUACCAUGGCUGGCUUGUUUUUUGUCAGCAAACCUCGAUUCAUUGGCUUAGAAACCACAGUUUGUUGUAACUACGGAUUGGCAUUAUGCCUGAACCCAGCAGCCUUGCUUAGCCUGGUUUCUUUGGUCACCCUGACCCAGAUGCUUCCUAAGUUACAGAGCCAAGAGCAGUGGAAAACAAACCAAGCUUUGGAGAAAUGUGCCCAAGGCCUUGAACAAAUCACUAAGUGAGGGUUGGAAGAAGAGUAGUUUCUGGUGCAAAAAGUCCAGACUGCCUGGGUACCUUGAGCUGUGUUUGGUCAGUUUCCGUCAGCCAUUGUGAAGCUUGGCCUAUUCCAUGUGCAGCCUGCACACAUUUCCUUCCCUUCUAUACAUCCUGCCCUAUGAAAUCACUGAUAUUUAAAAGGUUAUUGGUAAUUCACUCUUAGUUGGUUCAAUUUUCUCCAUGUACGAGAACGAGAGCUUGCAUUUAGGAUGGCCCUGGGAUUCUUCUGUGUCAAGCCCUGAGUAGCUCUCAGGGCUUGACACUCUCUUCAGUGUGGUGUAGUGGUUCAGAGCGGUGGACUCAUAAUCUGGUGAACCGGGUUCGCUUCCCCGCUCCUCCACAUGCAGCUGCUGGGUGACCUUGGGCUAGUCACACUUCUCUGAAGUCUCUCAGCCCCACUCACCUCACAGAGUGUUUGUUGUGGGGGAGGAAGGGAAAGGAGAUUGUGAGCCGCUUUGAGACUCCCUAGGGUAGUGAUAAAGCGGGAUAUCAAAUCCAAACUCCUCCUCCUCCUCCUCCUCUCUCUCUCUCUCUCUCAUCAGCAUGACUCAAGGACAAUUGCUGGGCAGAUUAUACAGAUGUAUAUUUUAAGCUCUGCCCUUUGAAGAAACUGCUCAACAGUUAAUUAAAUGCAUGAUCUGCAAACCCCCACCCCACCCGGCAAGUUUUGCUUGUUCACCCACCUUAUUUCCAAGAUAAAUAACAAGUCCAUCUCUCUCUCCUCUUAUUUUAUUCAUUUAUUUCUUCUUUCUCAAACUUUCCAUCUGCGUCCAGGCCUCCUCUUUUGCUUGCCCUUGAAGGAAGCAUAUUCCAUCUUUUCGUAGCUUGAAGUUUAAUUUCUUCCCAUAGUUUCCACAGUAUCUUUAAGAAUAUCUUUCUGACUCUGCUGGUGAUGAUUGUUGGCCGUGUGUACCAUAUUCGUUAUUUUAGACUAGUAAUGUGUGUCAGGAGAACUGAAUCCAUGUUUGUUUGUUGAUUUAUUAACUGCUUAUAGAAAACCCAUAAUUAAACAAGAAAAGAAACAACAAAAAAGAGAAACUUCAAUGUCACCAUAGUGCAGUGUAGUAUUACACCCUAUUCUGUCAAUGAAGUUGCAGGAAUGCCCCUCCAGAAAGUUGUGUCCGGGGUGGGGGUGGGGGGUUCCCCACCCCUUGAGUUGUGUAACAGAUGAGCAGGUACCAAGUUUGAACAAAAAUAUCCAUCAGAGCCACUCCCCUGGCUUCCCUGCAUUCUUGAGUAAGCUUAUCAUCAAGUGCUAAUUGCCAGACUGUCUCAUACCAAGUUUUAACAGAAAGAUUGCCCACUUCCUUCCAAUUUCCAGUCUGACCACUACUAAGCAUAUCAUUACUAAUGGUUUGCAGUAUCUGGGGAAUAAUGUCUCCUGAGAAAAGGUGGAGAGGAACGUCAGGCAGAAUCGUUUGUCUAAUUAGCCAAGUAUAGAAAAAAAUGUGGAGCCAAAUGUGGAGUUCCAAACACACCCACCAUUGAUAAAACCCAUGUGUUUCAUAUACCCUCCAGUGAAGUGGGGACUUAGAGUUAAUGUAAAUGAGCUUGCCUGGUGUCCCAUGCCAGGGGUGGCUCAGUUUGAGCAUAGCCCCUUUAUUGAGUGCUGAGGUAGCUGACAGAGAAACCCGAGACCACAUGCCAGACUAUUGAGUUUCUGGAACUGGGCGGCCAGGAUCGGAUUCCCAUGCCAGUAGCCAUCCCCAUACUUAAUAUUCAGCAAAAGUGUAUACACCUUAGAGACCAUCGCCUUAAGGCACUUAGCAGCUGGCCUAAGAUCUUCAAAGGCUUCUCAGGGUGCAUGGAGCACCGUUUAUCCUUAAUAACCAGUUGGCAAGGGAGUAAAUUUGGAACCAAUUAACACACAGAUGCCUUAGGGCAGGCACCCCCAAACUUCAGCCCUCCAGAUGUUUUGGACUACAAUUCCCAUCAUCCCUGACCACUGGUCCUGUUAGCUAGGGAUCAUGGGAGUUGUAGGCCAAAACAUCUGGAGGGCCGCAGGUUGGGGGUGCCUGCCUUAGGGCAUCUUGACGUUUUCCAAUAGAGAGGGGCUUCCCGUCAAAACAAAGGUCACGUACCACGGUUGACUUCUCUGUUUCCAAGAAUAGAAUCAAUGACAAGAGGUUCCGGUGAGCCCCGAAGCCCCCACUCAUAGGGGGCAACGCCUGCUGCAUCUCUGUACGAGUCACUGCUCUGAGAGCACCUCCUUCCAGCCUUCCCCUUCUCUUCACUGCAGAAAUACUUGCAAUUGGAUGGCCUUGCAGGAGCAGAACGUUAAAAUGGUAAUGCAGGAAGUCAAUGUGAUAAACAUGAUACUCAUGCUUAAGUAUGUGCUCGGCCACUGAGUUUAUGCUCCUCUAUAAUCAGUGUGUUCGUAUUUGUUUUGCUCUCAUAACAGGAUCGAUGUUUCUCAGAACGACCUUCCCUGGGAAUUCAUGACCGACCGCCUACCCAGCAUUCUGUUUUUCCCUCAUGAUCGGUAAAUUUCCCCUUUUCUGGUUCUUUCUUCUGUGUUUUGAGGUUAAAAUGGAUCAUCUAUACAGGGUACCUUGGGUUACAGACGCUUCAGGUUACAGACUCUGCUAACCCAGAAAUAGUACCUCGGGUUAAGAACUUUGCUUCAGGAUAAGAACAGAAAUCGCAUGGCGGCAGUGGGAGGCCCCAUUAGCUAAAGCGGUGCUUCAGGUUAAGAACAGUUUCAGGUUCAGAACGGACCUCCGGAACGAAUUAAGUUCUUAACCCAAGGUACCACUGUAUUGACAGUUGCCUUAAAGCAGGGACACACUCCUCUCUCCUCCUCCUCUCCCCACCCUGACCAGUGGCUUGCCAGUGGAGGCUGCCUAGGGGCUGCCAUUGCCUGCCAGCUUCCUCUUCCUCUUUUGAGUUCCCUUUGUAGAACUCAGCAGGGAGGUAGCUGAGCGGACAACAAGAAUUAGUUGACUCUGCCUUUCAUUGGCUCCACCUGUUGUCAAUCUCUCUGCCUUCUGCCCAGCGGGCACCAGCCACCACUGGUCUGAACCAAUCACUUGCAAAGGGCUUUCAAAAAUUAGGCCUGCAUGCAGCCCAUGAGGCACAGAUUGCAUCCCCCGCCCCAAACCACCCCGGCUGUAAAAAGAAUAGAGUGGUCAAGGCUUCUCUUGGCUUUCCACAGGCACGCUGUGUUAGCUUUCCAUUCAGGGAGGCGGGCCUCAUGCCAGUUCUCAGCAGAUCCUGCUUAGAAGUCCUUGCUGAAUGGAAAAACAAAACACCAAGCUCAGUCCAUGUAGGCCUCUACCAGAAAGCAAUCAUUUGCGAAGCCUGGGUUUAAAUUCCUGCGAUACAUAACCUGAAACAGGCAACAAACCAGUCUAAUCGAGGUGGCUCCAUUUCCAUUAUCACUGCCGCUUUCCUCCUGGCGCUCAGCCACGAAGAUUUCAGAAAGCUCUGUUGACCUUAUUCCAGACAGCCUUAUCACCACCACCACCCUUGCAAAGUAGGUCAGUAUUAUCUUCUUGUCGCUCUGCCCAGGAGGUGGAGCCGAGUUAAGAGACUCAGCAGCUGCCUGAGGGUACCUUGUCAUAGCAGAGGGAAGGUCUGAAGCAGGGACCUCUCAGCCUUUUAGCCGCUAUUUUUAUUUUCCCCGGAGGAAUUCUGAGCAAAGGCUGCAGAGUUUCAGCGGCAGGAUCAAAACCCCGCUGCUAUCCCCUUGUUCCGCGUGCAAAAAUAGACAUGCUGCUCAUGUAAUCUGGAGUGCGCGAGGGGGGCUGGGAAUGCUGACUCUAGUUCAAUGACGAGUUAAUUAAUCUAAUUUUUUUGCUUUUAUUGCCUUGAAAGAGAAAGAAUGCAGUUAGCCACAGGUCCCCUUGCCUGUGCCUGCAGUUGUUUUGGAUUCCCCCACCCCCAGCUUCUUAGUGGUAGUUCGUGUCUUGCAUCUAAGGUGCAGCUGACAAUGUCAUUUGCUAUUGCUCAUAUACAGCCCCAGAGGUCCAUUCUGUGUUGUCUGUAGUAAUGGAGUCAGUGUGCGCUUCUGCAAACCUAGCAUUGUGCCGAUUAGGAACAUUUCAUUUAAUUUCAUUUCCAUUGGGAAGUUUGAUGUUGCCAGAGGGAUAUAUAAUGUAUACAUGGGAUUCAACAGAUGAGCAGUUUGGACUGUGCUUGUCCAAAGUUCACGCAGCUGCUUUCGUGAGCGUGUUUUAUGUUCUUGCCCCUGCGUUGUUUUUCUCUCUCUUCCCGCUCUGGUUGCAGAGUCAGGGGAAGUUCAAUCCUGUAGGAAAAACAAAGCUCACAGUAGGUGACCCAUAAAGUUGCAACUGGGACGUCUUCAAGCAAGGGCAAAAGCCGCUGGCUGGGCUUGUCAGGGCCAAGAUCCUCAGCUUGCCAGCCUCUCACUCCAUGGGAGCAGAGCAGGGCAAGGCAAGAGGGGAGUAGCAGCCUGCAGCAGCUUUUCGCAAGCGAGAUUUCGCAAGCCAGCCUGCUGCCACUGAGCACAGCCAGUAUUUCUUGCCCUUCUUGCUUCUGGGAUGGAAACUGCCUGGGCAGAUGCUGCAGGCAAUUUGAUUAAGCUGUCUUAAGUUUAGUAUCUAUCACUGAGUUCUAAAGGAAAUGCCAGUUUAUUGCACUGCCAAGCUGAUCCCCUUUGGACUACAGCUCCCCUCAGCCAGCACAGCUGAUGGGAACUGUAGUCCAGAACACCCAGAGGAACCAGCUUGGCGUGAUUGCACAAGAGACGGCACGCCAGGUUGCCGGCCAUGUGAAACACCUCAAAGCAAUCAAGCAGGGGCUUCUCAGCACAUCUAAAACAGGCGUCUGUGGAUACGUGAGCCAUCUAGAAAAAUGUUUUUGUGUAUGUGGACUUCUUGGUAAGGCGAUUCCAGCUCUGUUUUCCAGAGGCUCCAGUUGUGUCAUGUUUGAGCCACACAACUUUUAUCUCCCUCCUGGAUCCCAGUGCUUAGAAGCAUGCACAAGACCGCGCUAGGAACACCUCUUCCAAAAUCGUAUCCUAGGAUGCGGCUUCCGUAGCAGGGCAGGCAGUUUCCGUCCAACACAUUCCUGCCCGACUGGAAGCACUGAGAGCUUCUUAUGUAUUUUAUCUGGUUGCAGUCCCUCCAGCAACUCUGCUGUUAGUGUUAUACCCUCCUCCCCGGUAUGUGGAUAUCUCAGAGACUUGUAACUCACUGUUACAUCUGAACUAAAAUGGCCCUUCCACACUGGAAGAACCAUUUUGAGGGCAAAGGGGAGGAUGAGCUUGUGGUUGUUUUUUUAAAGCAACCCUUGUUUUGCAACCUCUCCCUUUGGGAGGUGGACUGUUGCCAUCAACAAUUCCACCACCCCAAAGCCAACCACAGCAACACACGAGUUCCCAGAGCCUAAUUUUUAAACUGGAAGUGCCACAGAUGGAACCUGGUGUUCAUACCACGUGCCCCUUUCCUCGUAGCAGAUCUCACCCAUUUCUCUAUCAACUUUUCCCAGGAAGGAGCAAAGUGUGAAGUUCCCUGCGGAAUUCCCGGUCACCCUUCCCAACCUCCUCAAAUUCAUCCUCUGCCACUCCAGCCAGCCCUCCCCUGCGUCCGGCCCGGAGCCCUGCCUCAAAGGUUGCCUUCGGCAGGAGGCGAUGCUGCAGCAAGGCCACAUCUCCCACUUGCAGAGGGAGGUGGAGAAGCUGAGAGCAGAGAUCCAGGCCCUCCACCGGGCGCAGGCUCAGCUCCAAAGCCAGCUCUCCGAAGCCAGGAGGGAGGGGCAGAGGCUCCAGCAGGAGACACGCAUCCUGAGGAAGCAGCAGGGGGCCUUGCAGAGCCAGCGCGAACAUUUGCAGGGGCUGUACGAGCAGAAGACCCGGGAGCUGGAAGACAUGGCCGAGAAGCUGCAAGAGCUGGCCGACGCCUCCGAAAACCUCCUCACGGAGAACACGCUACUCAAAGUGCUGGUGGCUUCGGUGGAGAGAGAACUGGGGACCAAAACCGAGCCAGAGUUCAGCCUUCCCAAGGAGGAGGAGGUAGAAGAAGCUGGCUUGGCUGCCGAACCAGCUCCGGACACUUUCCACGAAGCAGAGCAGAACGCCAACACGAUCGAGGGCAGAAUAGCUCCUGAGCACAGCAAAGAAAACUGGACAGAAUAGCUUUUGUAAAGCAAGACACACACACAGAGGGAACCCCACGCAAAUCAAGUUUAGUCUCAACUGAGAACAUCUUUAUGGAAACUUUAUUGAAAUUUCAUUGUAAAGACUUUUGCGGGGGGUGGGGGGGCUGGACUAAAUAAAAAUCAAAGGAUAUUUUUAUAAUGAGUCACUGAACCAGAUAGACGAAGCCUGCGAUGUUGACAACAGUCUGGGGACUGACUCUUUGCACUUUACAAUUGCACUAAUUUGAUAGCUUUUGUAUCAAUUUAACCUAAAUUAAAACGAUUUGGUUGGAGGACGGCAGUGUAAAAGCUCCUCUUCUUCUCCCUGCUGUGCUUAGUUACAAGCCAGAGCUCCUUUUGGCUGCAUCAGGUUUACCUCCACAGUUCAAAUUAAUUUUGAUUUAUGCUUCCUGGGUAAUUUCCAAAUUGGUCGCCUUCGCUACUUUCGUUUGUAGAAUCGACAGGAUUUAAAAAGUGCGUGCAAUUCCCCCAUCCCCUUCAACUUUACAAAAGGCGGGGGGGGCAUCCCACAGUCCCUUUUCUGAGCUUUUGGAUUUUAUAACUUUACCGACGUUUAAAACAAAAACACAAUUGCCCUUAAUACACAGUCCAUUGAGAUCUUGAAAAAUAAAAGGCAGAAAAGAAAACUAGCUUAAACUCCUCCUCAAAACUUGUUUUCUGGUUUGGAGAUGUUAGCAACUUCCAGAUCAUUUGGGGAGGAGGGUUCUUACAACUUGUGCUGUUCUAAAUUUCCUGUUGCUUGACUCACAGAUCUGGUAUAAAAGCAGUGGUUUUCUGGGCAACCCUGGGUUUCGGGAACUUAGCUGCAAAGCUCCAAAGCAUGCAUACGAUCUCAAAGUUGAUGGAGCCUUCUUUCUCCCUGCUUACCAGGACCUGUACAUAUGUUAAUGCUCCCUUGCACAAGACCCUAAGUCACAUUUGCAGCCUGAAGGAGUGGUGAUGGCCACAGCCUUAUACAGUCAUACCUUCGAAGUCGAACAGAAUCUGUUCCAGAAGUCUGUUCAACUUACAAAACAUUCAAAAACCAAAGCACGGCUUCCGAUUGGCUGCCGGAAGCUCCUGCAGCCGAUCGGAAUUCCCAUCCGAUGUUUGGCUUCCAAAAAUAGUUCACAAACCGGAAGUGUCACCUCUGGGUUUGCAACAUUUGGGAGCCAAAACGUUCGGGAACUAACCUGUUCGACUUCCAAGGUACGACUGUGGCUUUAAAGGGGGAACAAGACAAAUGCAUGGAGAAAAGGCAGUGCUAGUCAUGGCUGCUAAAUGGCACCAGUUGUGGGGGGGCAAGGAGGGGAAAGGGGUGUCUGCGCUCUGCUUGUGAGAUUUCUUGCAGACACCCGGUGGGGCCAUUCUUGGGGACAGGAAUCUGGAUUAAAUGGACCUUUAGCGUCUUGAAGCGGGGCUGCCUUUGCACUUUCUUUGGCAUUUUUCUGUAUUGGGGGGGGUAUUAACUUCCUCCAGCUGUUCACAAAAAUGUUAAAAUAAAAGUAUAAAUAAAAAGGAGGCAACAAAGCAGAUGGGAUGCCAGCAGCAGGGACCAAAAGCCAGCUUAAAAUAAUCAGCCCCAGGACAAACACAUACCUAAAACAUCUGGGCAAAUAAUUCUGAGAAGUUCUCAGGUACAGGACUGAAGAGGGUGCAAGCCAGUGGUGGUACAGUGGUUAGAGUGUUGGACUGUGAUCUGGGAGACCAGGGUUCGAAUCCCCACUCGGCCAGGAAACUCGCUGGGUGAAACCUUGGGCCACUCCCUCUCAGCCUAACCUACCUCCCUGGGUGGUUGUGGGGAAUUAAAUGAGGAGCAGAAGAGCUAUGGGGGACCACCCUGAGCUCCGUGGAGAAAAAGGGAUAUAAAUGCAACAAAUAAGAACCAAAACAGAAAUGUCCAGCCAUGCCCCCAGUUGACAGAGGGGCCUGCAUUUUAGGGUCUCUGCUGCCAAUCUCAAUGGGCGUGACUGCCCCAUGGCUCCAAGAUGACUUAGGAAAAAGACACUGUCGAAAGCAUCUUCCAGCAGCCUACUGCUCUACUGGUCUGUCUAGCUUGACUUCCCAAGGCUUCGGGUACAGAAAGUCCCAACUCCCUUACGCAAGGUCCUCCUUCAUUAAAAGCAGAGGUGUGUGAAUCAGGAACUCCUCCCUGCAAGGCUUCCCACAGACCCACCAGGUCUGCAUUAAAUAGUCAAAACUGAAUUUCUGUUGCAUUUUUAAAAAAUAUUUCUCGCAUUGUAUUUUAUUGCACCGCAGUUUUAAUUCAAUGGAACGUCAACUGUAAUGCGAUAAAAUACGGUGCAAGAAAUAAAAGCACUAAUGCAAUUAGGAAAACAUCUAGUGCAGCGCACUGCAAUUGCUGCAACAGGUAGAAAAUCAUUAAGUGAUCCACCAAAACCAUCAGUUUUCAAGUGGUCUGGGGUGUGGAGUUUUGGAAACCCUGUGCUAGUGAGCACAAAAUGCCACCAGAGCUGGGUCCUGCCUCUUCUACAUAGAAUUGUGGUGUUUGAAAGGACAUGGGGCUCAACCCACAACCCAGAUAUUAAGAGUCUCAUGCUCUACCACAUUUGCAGUGUCAGCUGAGCAGCGCUCGCUUCCACUAAUCCUACAGUGUGGCAUCAGCUGUGCAUUGGAGUCACAGAAUACGCACCUGUUGAGCAAUCAUUGAUCUGGACAGGGAGCACAAGGGAGAGUCGCGUUCAAGAACAGCGCCCUGAUUCUACACAUUUGCUUAAAUGUUCAGAAGGGCAGCUGGCACGCUUAGCAGAAACUGGGAGGGGAUCUGGGAGGGCACUUGAGAGGUUAAGAAGAAGAGUAGUUUGGAUUUGAUAUCCCGCUUUAUCACUACCCUAAGGAGUCUCAAAGCGGCUAACAAUCUCCUUUCCCUUCCUCUCCCACAACAAACACUCUGUGAGGUGAGUGGGGCUGAGAGACUUCAGAGAAGUGUGACUAGCCCAAGGUCACCCAGCAGCUGCAUGUGGAGGAGCGGAGACGCGAACCCGGUUCACCAGAUUACGAGUCUACCGCUCUUAACCACACUGGCUCAAGAACACAAGAAGAGCCUGCUGGAUCAGGCCAAUGGCCCAAAUAAGUCCAAGCAGAUGCCCACAAGGAAGACAUGAGCGCAAGAGCACUCUUUUCUCCUGUGGUUCCCAGCAGCUGGCAUUCAGAAGCAUUACAGUCAUACCUCGGGUUACAGACGCUUCAGGUUGCGUUUUUUUCAGGUUAUGGACCCGCCGAAACCCGGAAGUACCGGAACGGGUUACUUCUGGGUUUUGGCGAUCGCACAUGCGCAGAAGCACUAAAUCGCACUUUGCGCAUGCGUAGAAUCGCAACCCGCGCGUGAGCAGAUGUGCUGCUGUGGGUUGCAAACGUGCAUUCCGCAUGGAUCACGUUCACAACCCGAGUGUCCACUGUACUACUCUCUCAGUUAGCUUGUCCCAGGCAAGAAGCAGCUAAGAGUCCUAGGAGUGAGGGAAUAGUGCAGGCCUGCUGAAAAUGAGACUGUUGGCCUCUGCUCGAGCCACUUUUGAUCACACCCCGGGCUGCCCAAGCACCUGUUGCUUAAAAUCAGAGCUGCUGUUCCAGGAAGCGCCGUCCCCCACCCUUGCUUGCCUAUUCUUCUCCCAAAAAUGCCUGCAGCAGCCCUUUCCUACUGCUAAGCAACACAGCUGGCAACAAAUUCUAGAAGGGGGACAAAAGCAGGUGGAGUCAACUGGACCAAAGGGACAGAGGACUAUAUAACUCAAGAUGGCAUCCUGGGAGCUCCAGGAAGGGCUGGUAAGAGUGGAGAGCCGCUGCCAGUCUCUCUGUAGACCAGAAACCAGGAGCCCCGUGGGGAAAAGGGUGGCACUAUUGGCUGGAAGCUGAUAGCACGAUUAUUUGGGUGCAGCAGCAGUAGUCAAAAGACUGUAGUGAGCACCGCAACAGGCCUUUGCAGCUAGCUCCCCUUCUGCAGCUUGCUCCAGCCUUGCGUUUUCCUCCCUGGUGAGCAACAAGUCACCUUCGUUUCCAAGGAAGUUUAAGCGGGGAGGUAACAAGAGGCCUGCAAAUCUCCCUCUGCUAUCAAGUGUGGGAUGCCAGCUGCCACUCCUCUUGGGGACCUGCCGUCUGCUGUCUACGACACACACAAGUUUCCCAGCAGGUAAACAGAGCUGCAAAUCCGUCCCGGGUCCAUAGGAUGGUGGGGAAGAGCUCUGUGCUGGGUCCUCAGAAACGGCUCCUCCUAACCCCAUGGGGCAACAGCCUUCGUCUGCCACCUUGGGCGUUGUGCAAUACUGCUCGUCCUCCUCAGCUUCCAAGAGAACUACAGGCAGGGGAACAGCAGCGCCCUGGCAAGAGCAAGGUGAACGGGCCAUGCCCCUGUUCCUCUUUCGGCCUGGCUAGGCGAUUUGAGUUACAGCAAAAUGGCUUGAGAGGGGAAGUUUCCGAAAAGUAGGGGGUUAGCCGAUUUUGCAGAGAGCCUCACUGGUGAUGAGGGGGCUUUCCCAGAAAAAUAAAUCAGUUCAAUUUUUCUGUGCAAAUAAGUCUAAAUUUACACACAGUCAUUUGCAUUUUGAGAAUUCAGAGAAGUUUCUGGUGCCCUCAAACAACAGUAGCCAACAUGGUGCCCUUAAUAUGUUGCUAGACUCCAGCUCCCUUCGUCCCAGCCGAUCGACCAUGGGAGCUGGGGAUGGUUGGAGCCAAAGUCCAAAACUCAAGGGAACCACUUUGUCCACCUCUGCCUUUUAAUUGCUUAAUGAGCUUUUGAAGAAAAAUACCGGAUGGUUUACAGGGAAAUGUUCUGCCCCACUCCAGUCUUGCUUGAAAAAAUAAAAUAAGGGAGGGGGAGAAAGAGACUGUCUUCUACCACGAAACCUUACCAAAGAAACACAACUGGGGUCUUAUGGAAACCGGCAAAGAUGAAAGAAACAUAAACGAAGGACGGGACGUCUGCUCUGUCAAGUUAUUUACAGGAGCCCUGUCAUUUUAAGAAAGCAAACGGCAUUUUAUUUACAAAAUACACAGAUCCCGAGCUCUAUACAGCUGAGCGAAAAGUCAUGUGGAUCUUGAUAAAACAAGAGGUUGUCUACAAGUGUCCUGGCAGCCAGGAGUGCAUGUAAACCAUCAGUGCACCAGGAGAUAAAUUAGGGACUAGUUACAUGAGAACAGCUUUUAAAAGUGGGAGCCACAGCAGGGCGGGAAAAGCAUUUCUUUACUCACAUGCUUACUACCAAAGCAGGCCUGCUCAGCCACCAACCACCAAGUCCACCAGCAGCCUUCCGACUAUGUACCCAUAUUUUUGGGGGUGGGGAGGAGAAAACACAGCUGUCAUUAGCUGCUUGCUUCGGACUUGGUUCGAUGUGGCAGCUUCCUCACAGCCACUACGCUUGCAGAGCACUCGACAUCACUACGAUCGGUCACAGCGUCACCAAAAAGCACAUUUCUUUCCUUGCGCCUUUUUGCUUCGGCCCCCUACUUUAAAACACAUUUUUUUAAAAACCACAAUCAACCUGCAUUCCAGGAGUUUUUGAGCAGCCCCCAAGUCCAGAGAAAAUCCGCUCCCUGCUUCAACAACAGCUGCAACAAGCUACUAUGACUCGGAAGGGUUGCUCGCCAAUGGACAAGCGGGCGAUUCAGAGGACAGCCUCUUCGACCCUCAAUCUAGUAACCUUCCUAUCACACCUACCCGAAAAGGCCUUGAAGGAAAUAAUUGAGCAAGAGAUCCUUGCCUGCCAUAGAGAACAACACUUCCUUAUUAGUGCUGGGGAAAAACAUGGCAUCUAGCAAGAUCCCACCAGGAGCCAGGAAGGAGACGAUGAAGCAGCUUUGCAUCACCAGAAGCAGCUUCCGAUCAAGGAAGACUGUUGAGAGCGGAAGGUGGGCUGGGGGGCAGGAAGCAGGCUUGGAAAGGGAAAAUUGUGCCUUAAUGGAUUGUUGAUUUUCUAGAAUAUAGGUGGGGGGUUUUUUUGAAGGAAAUUGAAGCAUUAAAAAAAACUAAAAACACAGCUGCAACACCCCCCUCCCCAAAAA